GGGCUGGCUGGAGGCGUGCAGGCGACUCGGUUUUCUGGGGUGGGUGAGCACCGACCUCUCCAAGAAAACCGAUAAAACAGGGUCUGUUGGUGGGGCUGACCUCCCACCCCGUACCUCUCCAAAGGCGGUUAGGGGGUGGCGCCGGCUAAUAUUUCAAGGAAAGAGGCUGUAGGUUGCAGCAGAGGCGGACCUCGCCUUGAGAGUCCUUUUGCAAAUUUCGCAGAAGGGGGGGGGGGAAAUCCCUGAUAGGAGGAAAGAGAAAGAGAAAGAUUGUGGAAUGCGAGAAAGAGAAAGAUUGUGAUCAGCUCAGGUGGGUGGUAUAUAAUAAUAAUAAAUCUAAAUGGAGGGAGGAAGCAGCUUAUAGAGGUGACUCUUUGGCCAACCUGUAGCGAAUUUGCAAGCCUGAAUGAAUUCGGGUGGAAUUGGUUUCCUGCAUCGCGCGCAAACCAUGGUUUCUGGUUGCCGACUGGCAAGCGGCGAUAAGGGGCUGCUGGGUGUGUGUGUGGCUCCUGUGCCUUUAACAUUCAUUAACUUAAAGCUUCUGCGAGCGAUGGGUGUGGCUCAGUGGUAGAGUUUGGCAUGUAUAGGUUGCCAGGUUCAGUUGCACGUACCGUAUAUCUGCUUUGGGGCUGGGAGAGAGAGAGAGAUCACUGCAUGAAACCCGGAAGAGUCGCUGCAGGUCAGUGUAUGCAUUACUGAGCCAGAUGGACCCAGUGGUCUGGCUUUGGUAUAUAUGGCAGUUCCCUAUGGAUGUUUGCCCAACGCGUUUGUUGGUUGAAUGUGCAGAAUAGGAGAUAAGGGAGGGAGUUUCAUUGCGGCGGGCGCCAACGCUGCAGGGAAAUACAGGAACUGAAAGCAGGAACCGAGAGACAGUGGCUUCAGAUAAACAAGGGAAUUAAUUGAAUUAACCAGGAGGCAGGAAGAGCCUGGGGGUUGUGGCUGGGGGUGGUUGUGCAAGGCCUUGUGACUCAGUGAACAUUUAGAUACGGUGGAAUGCUGUGGCUGCAGCUAUGAGUGGCAGGGUGGGUGGGCCCUGCCUGGGCCUUUGGACUUCUAGGGAAUCUUCCAACUUCAUUCCCUCAAAUUUUCUGCUUUUCCAAAAUAAAUAAAUAAAUAAUUCUAGUUAUUUUCACCAUGCUAUGGUGCCACAAGGGGGUGCUGUGCUAAAAGGAUGCAUAACCCUAAACCUGGGGUCUUUUACACCCCAAGUGUUGAAAGGAUACCGCCCCACAACUGCAAUAUUUCUCACUGAGAGCCUGUGUGAAGCGUUUCCUCAGAUCUAUUGAGACGCGACAACAUUGGGAGAGCCAUAGGUUUCUCGUUCCCGGUUGAAACCCAGCAACGUUCGCUUAAAGAAGAGGCAGUAUGGGGGUCUAAGAAAUGCUUCAUUAAAACACCAGCAUGUUAAAUUCACACUAACGGAUGCCUAGUUUGUUCAUUAACUUGUGCAGCUGAUUUGCAGAAAGCUUUCUAGGUGAGCUCCCGUUGCUCGGUCCCUGCUCCUGCCAACCUAGCAGUUUGAAAGCACAUCAAAAUGCAAGUAGAUAAAUAGGUACUGCUCCGGCGGGAAGGUAAACGGCGUUUCUGUGUGCUGCUCUGGUAUUCUGCUAAGAAGCGGCUUAGUCAUGCUGCCCACGUGACCUGGAAGCUGUACGCCGGCUCCCUUGGCCAAUGAAGCGAGAUGAGUGCCACAACUCCAGAGUCAGUCAUGACUGGACCUAAUGGUCAGGGGUCCCUUUACCUUUUUUCUACAUGCUAUGUGCAACUUAAAAGUACAAAGGUAGAAACACAGGAAUUGGGAAAGGACCUCAGUGGUCAUCUUAGCCCAUGCAGGUAUUCCACUGCUACAGCAGCCUUGAUAAGGUGACCAGCCAGCCUUUUAAUAAAAACUUUUGAGCAGCCACUACAAAUCUUGCCACUCUUAUCUGACACAAAUCUGUUGAAGUGUUGCAGAGCAAAUACAGUGGUACCUCUGGUUACAUACUUCAUUUGUUCCAGAGGUCUGUUCUUAACCUGAAACCAUUCUUAACCUGAAGCACCACUUUAACUAAUGGGGCUGCCGUGCCGCCGCAGCGCAAUUUCUGUUCUUAUCAUGAAGCAAAGUUCUUAAUCUGAAGUACUAUUUCUGGGUUAGCAAUCUUGGUAACCUGAAGCGUAUGUAACCCGAGGUACCACUGUAUAUGAUUUUGCUUGAUCGCCAUUGGGUAUCCUGCUUAACAAAUUCAGAAUAAACGUUCCCUUGGUUCAGAAUGCCAAGAACAGUGUAAUAAACAAUGAUAAUGAUCUUCCACUUAUUGAGCACCAGAGAUGCAGUUCUGCAAGAAUUUUACGCCCCUCUAAGUAUUCUGAAGGCAUCGUCCGGAAUUGCAAAGCCACGAAAACAAUUACAAAUCCAAUACGGGUACUGAGUGGGCUGAAGAUCUCCACUUAAGACAGCUGGUUAGAAAAGAAAUUAUUUUAAAUACAAUAAAGUUCCUGUCUAAUAAAUAAUGGUGGGGUGGUGGUGGUUUUCCAACAAGUAGGUGCCACUACACCAAAGGCCCGAUUAUGACAUAGUGUGGAGUUGAUCCUCCUGAGGUCGUUGCAUGUAGCACAGCCUUCUCCUGCAGAAAAAUAAUAAUAAUAAUUUAUUAUUUAAACCCCGCCCAUCUGGCUGGGUUUCCCCAACCACUCUGGGCGGCUUCCAACAAAAGAUUAAAAAUGCAUUAAGAGUGUAGCAUUCAGCUGGUUUUAUAAGGGAUGAGAGGCUCUUUCAGGUAUCCUGGUCUCAAAUCUGCAUAGGGCUUGUUCGCAUUGAGUUCCAAAGUCUAUUCUUUCUCUUUGCAGACGUCCAAGCACCCAGCGGCCUUCCCAGUGAAGUCCAUGGAUUCCUCUGCCUCCCUCUUUGGGGAGAAGCCCUUGCUUCAUGCUUGCGCCCCUGCUUCUCUCACCCUUCCAAAGCUGGAGGAAGUCCAGGCCCGACUCUUGCAGCCCAUUACCCCGUCUGCUUCAUGGCUAGCCUCGCUGAAGCCCCUCAGUGCCCAGAGCCAGGUCGUGGCAGGCUCCUUGACAACGCCAAAUGCUCUGGAUUUCAAAUGGCUCGACUCGGUCCUUGAGCAGACACAGGUAAGCAUGGCUGUGGUAAUGCUAGUAGCAAUAACACCACCAACAAUAACUAUUUCACAAGAGAUGGUUUAUUUGGAUGCACAUCUGAUCCAUGAUGGGGUUAAUGGUCAAAGCCCUCCCCACCCAAAGAAUCCUGGGGAAGACACUUUUGUGACCAUGCUAGAAAGGCAGUUUUUUCACAAAACAAUAAUUCUUAGGUGUGCUCAGAAACGGAAGCCACAAGGCGUCAUCACUAGGAGUUGAUUCAAACAGAGCUGGGGUUUCUUUUCCUUUUCCCCCUUUGGGUGCUCCCAGAUGGGUGGGUGUUGUGGGAUCAGUUCUGUUCCUGCACAUCCCUACUGUAGGCGGGGAGAUUUUGAUGCAGGAAAAAGGUUUCAACAUUUCAGAAGUAGCAUAGUACCAGGAAAUAGGCCCUGUGUGAUACACCUGAAUGUGUAGAUCUGCGCUGCAGGCCGGUGUGCCACUGCUGCUAUACCUGCCCCCCCCCCCCGCCCAGUGUACUGUUGCCAGCCAAGGGAAGUCAGAGUUGUAUGGCAGAUGUAAAGGCGAAUGGGAUUCUACUUGGCGUUAAGCUUUUUCAUGUGUUACGCUGAGCACAGGUGCAGGCUGUCUAUAUAGGUACAUGUGUUUGUGCGAAAGCGUGUACGCUUGCUGAUUUGUACAGUGGUACCUCAGUUUAAGUACUUAAUUCGUUCCGGAGGUCCGUACUUAACCUGAAACUGUUCUUAACCUGAAGCAGCACUUUAGCUAAUGGGGCCUCCCGCUGCUGCCGUGCCGCCGGAGCACGAUUUCUGUUCUCAUCCUGAAGGAAAGUUCUUAACCUGAAGCACUAUUUCUGGGUUAGCGGAGUCUGUAACCUGAAGCGUAUGUAACCCGAGGUACCACUGUACAGCCAAGUGUAUUCCACACACUGUGUAUACACUUGUGGGUGAUAUUGCAUGAACAGCCUCAUUCCUGCCACUAAUUGUUCCUUUAUCGUUCCCUACUCCAGGCAAGGCAGCCUGCAGCAUCCGAGGUGAAGAAACUUGUGUCGUAUUCUGCCUUCUCUGAACCAAGGCUGCUCUGGUUGGAGAAUUCCCUUCUGAAGCAGCCUGCCCACUUGGCUGUUCAGGGGCUGGAGGAAUCCAAGGCUCGCCUGCUGCGUCCUAUUUCCACCUGUGUUGCUUUAUCAAAGCCUUUGGAUGUGCAGGUCUCUCCCCUAUUGGAUCCUCAGGAAAGAAUCUGUGCCUCAACAUCCUUGGGGUUGCCACCAGGUUACACAGCCCAGGAUGAGACUUUUGGACCAAGCACCAAACUGGAAGAACCACAGUUGCAAGUAAGACUUCAGUUGGACAAGGACCUAUACAGGCCAGGCCCAGUUGCUGGAGUAUUGUCAUGGCAACAGGAUAUUGCAUGAGAGAGGUUUCAGCAGCAGUAACUUUGGCCUGCUGGAGAAGGUUGGGUUGGAUGGCAAAGGGAAUGGAGGAAAGUUUUAUAGCCGGGAAAAAACAACCAUCUAGGCAGUUAGGAAAACCUGGGUUUUAAGAGUUUUCCUUCCAUAAAUUCGGGCCAGCAGCCAAAGCAGUGGCCCUCCACUGGACUACAAAUCCCAUCAUCACUGAUCGUUUGCUGGGGUUGAUGGGAUUUGAAGUCCGAAAACAUCUGCAGGGUCACAGGUUCCCCAUCCCUGAGCUUGAGGGGGAAUCCUCAGUCAUAAUCUACACAUGUUCAUUGCUAUUUUUACUUGGGUGAAGGGUUCUUGGUAGUGGCGCCCGCCCUGUGGAACACCCUCCCACCAGAUGUCAAAGGAAAAAAACAACUACCAGACUUUUAGGAGACAUCUGAAGGCAGCCCUGUUUAGGGAAGCUUUUAAUAGGAAGGACUAUUGUAUUUUAAUAUUUUGUUGGAAGCCGCCCAGAGUGGCUGGGGAAACCCAGCCAGAUGGGCAGGGUAUAAAUAAAAAAAUAUUAUUAUUAUUAUUUACAAACUACAUCUGAGGAGUGUAGCCAGAUGUGGCCACAAUUAAUACACACUUUAACAUUCCUGGUUGUGGACGCUUUUUUUUGUUUUCAGGGGUUUCAGAUGAAGCAUUUGCACGGGUCUUGUGCCUGAGAACUUUGCUGGUGUUUCUAUACUCACUGGUAAAAGACACCUGGAAAAUGAAUAUUGGAUAAUGCUUGUAGAGUGGUUGCAACUUUGACUAAGGGACAGUGGGGUUUCUUCCCCUGCAGGAGGAAAGGGAUGAGGUGGAAGCUGCUGGCGCCAUCCCAGAGUAUGUUCUCACUUUGCCCGAAGAUGACCUGAAAGUGCAGUCGGAAGAGGACGAUUCUUUGGCUGAUGAGCUGCCUGUGGAGAGCAAAGAGCAGCAAGUGAAAGAUCAAAAGGUGAGAGGUGUUGUGCUGGUAGGAACUAGGGGUUGGGGAGACUUUGGAUGCACCUUGCAAUUAAAAACAAAUUGCCUAUUUUGCAAUUUCCAAAGUGUUAUGUGAACUGGAAUACUGUAUUUUUCCUUCUAAGUUCACUUUGCUCCAAAUUUUGCAGUACAGUUCUCCAGCCAAAUAACAGAUUGUUAUGGGUUGGGGGUCAGUCUGGAUGACCAUACACCCUUCCAAACCUGUGAUUCUGUGCAUCAGAACAAGUCAGACUAGCUCCUUUGUGGCAGCUUAGCUAAUUUUACCCAUCACUUGUUUCUUAGAGUGAGUUCUAUUGCUGUAGAGACAAAUGGAUGGGUCUUCUUCCACCACGCUUGGCUGGAUACUGGGUCAUUCUGGGAUGGAGAAGAAUAGGCUAAACAUGUACGUGUGUGUGUGUGUGUGUGUGUGUGUGUGUGUGUGUGUGUGAAUGAAUGAAUGAAUGUGAAAGUGUGUGUGUGAGAGAGAGACAGAAGGUGUUAUGCUGACCCUGGAGAGAUGGAGACAUGUUUUGUUCUGUGUUGGAGCCAAAACUGAGCUUGCAACUUCCUUGGAAACGUAACGGGAAAGAAAGAUCUGCUGGGAUAAUGCUGUGUUGAUCCCCUCCAUCCUAUGCUCGGGUUGUGUUGAUAAAACCAAAAUAUCCCAAAGACACUGCAGUUUCCAUUGACCUUCAUUUCAAGGGAUCUAAACCCCAGGAAAGCAGAGGCCACCCCUGGAGUCUCUCACCGUGAAGAGAUUGGAGUGCACACAACAGUAUAUGAAAAAAGCAUAUAAUAGGGUCAAGUUGCAUAAAACUGCAUAUGUUUGUGAAAUUAACACGGAAUGCAUUUUUGCGUAUGGAAGUAAUUGCUUUGCAAAAUAAAAAUAAAAAUGUGUAUGGUAGGUGAAACGGCAAACAAGCAGGUGUACAUUAGGAGAAAUUCGCACUGAAAUGUAUAUGAACUUUCUUGAGGGUUUUUUCUUAACUUGAAAACUGAUGUUGGGAGCCGAGUUUGGAGAAACAAGAGAAACUGAAAUGGACAAAUUGGCUUGUGCCUAGUAGGAACACAGUGGUUCUGGUUUGUUGUUUUUGGAUGGGCACUGAAAAAUAGUGCACACAAUACAAGAUGGGCCAUGCAGCUGAGUGUUCCUAGAUAUAGAGGCGAAGAUUUGCUGUUAGUAUUAGGUUUCCGUUUCAACUGCUGAGUUGAUAGGGGCUUCUUGUAAUGGGCAAACUGGAACCAGCACCCACCCACCAAGCCCAAGGCAGUCACCUGCCCCUAAAUCUAAGUGAAUCCAGAGCUUCCAGCUUUUCAUCCAGUUCCAGUGGUGGAUUCUUAGAAGCUUAAGAGUGGUUGGUGUCCACUGGACUAGAACCUUGAAAUUUGAAAGAAACUCUCACGAGAGGCUUCCAAAGGCUUUCUCCUCUAACCCCUUCCCCCUUUUUUAGUUGAUGUUGUUGAGCCUGGCCUGCUGUUCGCUGGUGGAAGGCCCAAAGUUUGGAAAUCCUCCUGGUGAGCUUCAGCAGGCAUUGAUGCAAGUGUGUGAGAGCCUAGCAGAGCACGAUCCUGAAUUCAUUCUCAAGGUACGAGGGGGCAGUUAACCGGGAGCCUGGAUUUGUGGGGGUUGCACCCAAAAUGUCACAAGGGUGUGUGUGUGUGAGGCAUUGCGGUGCAAUCAUUGGACCAGGAAGAAACGCUUGCCUGUUCUCAAUGUGUGUUUAAUAUUUACCUAGAUUGGGACGCGGGUGGCGCUGUGGGUUAAACCACAGAGCCUAGGACUUUCUGAUCAGAAUGUCGGCGGUUCGAAUCCCCACGACGGGGUGAGCUCCCGUUGCUCAGUCCCUGCUCCUGCCAACCUAGCAGUUUGAAAGCAUGUCAAAGUGCAAGUAGAUAAAUAGGUACCACUCCAGCGGGAAGGUAAACGGCGUUUCCGUGUGCUGCUCUGGUUUGCCAGAAGUGGCUUAGUCAUGCUGGCCACAUGACCUGGAAGCUGUACGCUGGUUCCCUCUGCCAAUAAAGCGAGAUAAGCGCUGAAACCCCAGAGUCGGCCACGACUGGACCUAAUGGUCAGGGUUCCCUUUACCCUUUACCUAGAUUGUUUUCAUGAAUGCCAUUGAAUUUCCCAAGUGCUGACGGCACUCUUGUUGCAAAAUGUCAUUAUAAUAAUUCUUUCUCUUAAAAACAAACAAAACAAAACUGAGAAUAUUGUCAAUUAUAUAGUGGACUGGCCGUUAUUUUGUUGGCGGCAAUGUGACUGAGUGCCAAUUGUUGAGAAUCGCAAGUGGGAGAAUUUCUUCCAAUAAAGUACCUAAAUUAUUGCAUUAGGAUAAAUGCAAAUAAAGUGCAGAAGAACAUGGCUCUUUUUAUCUGUACGCUAGUCUCUUUUGUUGACUUUUUAUUUUAUUUUUUGUUUUUAUGUCCCAUACAGUCCCCCUAGGCUCAGAGUGGCAUGCAGCAGUUUUUCUAAAUGUCGUUAGGCCACAUCUAUGCCUCACAUUUAAAGCACCACCUCACCACUGUAAACAGCAGUGGCUUCCCCCAAGGAAUCUUGAGAACUCUGGUUUGUUAAGUGUGCUGAAAGUUGAUUGGAAACUUCUCUUGCCUUCGCAGAGCUACAAUUCCCAGAGCAGUUAAACAAUCUUUCCCCCAGGGAACUCUGGGAGUGUUAAAAGAAAUUUUGCAGAGUUCAUUUCAUUUCUCUAGAGCUCUUCCCUGGAGGGAGGUAGAUCUUCUUUCCUAGGCUCUGGGAUGCUGUUCCUUUCCAGAAGCUGCCAUUGUCCUUGGCAAAUUAUCUGGUUGUAACAAAUUAAAAUAGACUGGUUCUGAAACUGUCUCCAGGUGGGAACUGGUAUUUGAAAGAUCUUGAGCUGCAGAAGGAAUGUGGAAAUUAAAGGACAACAAAAAAAGAAUCCUCAUAUCAAAUUGUGUCAUUUUUGCUUUUGUUCCUUCUAUUGUGUGAUCACAGAGGGCUAGAAACUUGCAUCUCCAAAAGCAUGGAAUCUGUGCUAAGAGCAUUAUCUGCGUUGGAGCUUUCAGUGCUAACCUGGAAUUGCUGGGUGCAGUUGCUAGCCCAACAAAAAUGAUGGUGUUCUAUGUCAGGUUUGGCACAGUAGUUGUGCCGUUGUCCUUCUUGUGUCGGAAUCCGAGAGGUGUGACAAACACAUGAUACGAAUGAGGUCCACCUUUCUAGGAAAAUGUCCAGACUAGCUGCCUCAUCUUUGUGUAGUGGUGUCCUCAUACUCACUUCAACAUCUCUAGAAACCUCUCUGGGUUCUCCUUGACAUACUUUUCUGUGCACUUUCUCUCUCCCUCAAUGACAGGUUGCCCUGUACACUCGCCAGGAACUGAAUAUCCGCAGUACGGCCAAUUUUCUCCUGGCGCUGUCUGCUCGCCUUUUGCCCUGCCGCCCACAUCUGCGACGGUAUUUCUGCCACACUGUGCAGCUUCCCUCUGACUGGAAGGAGGUGGCCAAACUCUAUCAGGUAAGGAGAGAAUGACCGCACAAAAUCCUUUAGCAGGGAGUUCCACUGGUAAUCCAGGAUGCAGCACUGUUUCUCGUCCUGGUUAACACAUGGUGCUAUUAUUUUUCUCUUGCAUGCAGAGCCUAGCAGGGGAAGGAAAAGCUCUGGCUCCAAUGCCUUGCUGCCUUCGUGCUGCAAUGGCUGAUAAGUUCCGGCAGUUUGACAUGUACCAGUUGGCCAAAUACAAUAACCGCAAGAGCCAGGGGAAGAGAAGCCGUCGGCCGAAACCCAGGAAGGUGGGUGCUUUGAUUUCAGAGUUCCUGAUCAUCUUUGUACUUUCUGAUAUAGGCUAAACAUGAGCUGACUUGCUGUGAUACCACGGAGUGUUCAGAAACAUUCCAAUGGCUUGGAGGAAGGUUUCUGCAGCAGGGAAUACGCUUAGUGUGAGGGAAGCGAGCUGCAAUUUUGAUGGUUGGGUGGGGACAGAGCCUGCAUCACUGGGCUUGGAUGAGUUGGGAGGUUUUGAGCCUGGGGCCAGGAAGUGGCUAUAGGGCUAAAUAUGUUUUUUGCUUUUUUUGUUUGGAAAAAACUAAUCUAUAGCUACUCCUGUGUGAGAUGCAGGAAUCGCUCGUUGAAAAAAUCUUCAUGUGGAAUGUGACAAACUCUUGUGCUGGAAAAAUGUACAGAAAUGUCUUGUUCCCUUGUAUCUAACCCUGUACCUCUUUCUUCCUUCCUUCCUUCCUUCCUUCCUUCCUUCCUUCCUUCCUUCCUUUUUUUGGUGGAGGCGCCAAUUGGGUAUUUAUCUUCUGCUUUGUGAGCUUUGAGCGCCAGAAACUGUAAAAUGCAGACACCAGGCUUAUAGAAGCUUAUCCAUAUUGGGGCAUAUCUGUAGUACCAGGAGUAUUUGUGAUGUGUAGUUGGCCCAGGGACCCUGCACUGCUUGUUUGUGGCUAAUGCUUGUUCAUUUUGUUUCCUCAGCAAGAGCCAAGAGCUUCUAACUGGGAAGAGCAUUGGCCUGGUCGGAACACAGUUUUUGCAACAAAAGCCAGAUUGCUCCAGAGGAAGGUAAGACAUACCUGGGGGAGCAGAGGAAAGUGUUGUCCUGGGUACCACAUUCCCUUCCUGACACUAAAGUCUCUAAUUGUGUAUAGCUCAGGGCUAGGAAACUUUGAAGUGUUGUGUCGAGGUCUCCUGUCUUCAAGGAAAGGGCUCUGGGAGCCCCUUUCAAAACUUCUCUGAAGACGCAAAGUGGUUUUUGAGAUUUCUUAGUCCUCUUGUCAAUUGCUUCCCACCAGUUUGAAGAGGAGUUGAAAAAGGAAAAGGUGUGUCCAGUGGCCACCAAGGACCUCUUCUCCCUAAAGGCUUUGAUCCAGCGCCUUCACAUCUCUGAGCCGGCCCAGCUUGUAAUGAGUGUCCUGGGACGCAGGUGAGGCUUCCUGGGUAGCAUUGAAUCCCCCUCCUCCUGGCCAAUGGUAGCCUUUCGGUUUCUGAAGUGUGAGCAGGUAAGGCCUAUGUAUUCUCUACUCUGACUGGCAGUGGCUCUUGGAAGCUUUCGGGCAGGAGUUUCUUUCUACCUGAUUUAAACGGCCUCGGCUCAGUAUACCUGAAGGAGCGUCUCCACCUCCAUCGUUCUGCCCGGACACUGAGGUCCAGUGCUGAGGGCCUUUUGGCGGUUCCCUCGUUGUGAGAAGUCAAGUUACAGGAACCAGGCAGAGGGCCUUCUCGGUAGUGGCACCCGCCCUGUGGAACGCCCUCCCACCAGAUGUCAAAGAGAAAAACAACUACCAGACUUUUAGAAUACAUCUGAAGGCAGCCCUGUUUAGGGAAGCUUUUAAUGUUUAAUAGGUUAUUGUAUUUUAGUGUUCUGUUGGAAGCCGCCCAGAGUGGCUGGGGAAACCCAGCCAGAUGGGCGGGGUAUAAAUAAUAAAUUAUUAUUAUUAUUAUUACUUCAUUUAGAGAUGCCAGGGAUUGAACCUGUGGACCUUCCGAAUGUUAAAAGGGAUGCUCUGCUACUUAACUCACUCCUUCCGAAAGGAAGCAUGUGGCUUGGACUGAACAGCAGGUUCCGAGGAUAGGGCUUUUAUAGGACCUGGUGGGCAGGGAUUGGCCCUCGGAAGGGGUCAGCUGACGGAAUGCUUCAGCUGGUUGUUGAACUGCAUCCUAGAUGGCGCUCUUGAGCUCCAGAGCUGUGUCAGGCUUGCAGUGGAAGCAGAGGCAUGCAUGACAAAUAAAUAAACCUUGAUUUGACAAACCCACCUACCCUGUUAAAUUUCACGGUUGAGCUAAUAAAUCAUUUUGCAAGAAUUCCAGCAAUCAGCAUGUAUUAAGUGAUCUGCAUGGGCCAUGAUUCACCAGUGAGCUUCAAAUCAGCCUUCAGCCAUCCCACCUUCGCCCUAAAUCUCCUCCUCUUGCUUGAACUCUCCAGGUACCCCUCGGAUUUAAGUGCCUUCUCUCGAAGUCGCCUCCCUGGGCCCUGGGACUCCAGCCUUGCUGGCACUCGUAUGAGGCUGCCGAAGCCUCAAACCUGGGAGCGGGACCUCAGCCAAUUGGGGAACAAGGCCAAGGCCUGGGAAGAGCUGAUUGGUAGGUGUGAGAGAGAAGUUGAGUUUUGUUGUGGUGGUUUCCCCAUCUGCUGAAAAGUGGUGCCCCAAUAUCCCAGUUCACACCUGUGGCAAGUGAAGGAAACAGUUAUUUUGUUCGCUGACAUACGUUUUUGUGGGAGAAGCGGGACUCGGUUCAGUUGGGUCUGCUGAGGAGACCAGCUCCAUCCGGCUUCCCCCAGACCCUCAGUUGCUUCUGUUCCAGCCAGUUAUGAAACAGAAAUACCAUUUAACUUUCAAGAAUCAGCAGCUGUUUUCUCCCCCCCUUGUCUGCUUCCCCCCCUUUUGCUCAUUCUUAAAUGCUGUUCUGGGAACCAUUUUGGUUGAACAGUGAGGUACAAAUGCUCUAAAUAAGUAUGUUGCGUUUCUCCUUACCACCAGACCACUAGGAUUCUGCCUGUAGAAGGAGCAUGCCUUCCGCGAUGUGAAAACUUUGGCCUGGUUGCAAAAUUGGGGAACCCUCCAAAUCUCGAACGUUAACUAGGCUCUAGGUUGCAGAAAAUCCCUAGCUUCAGCAGGAGGGGGAGAGGAUGUGCUGCAUGCAGGCCAUUCUCGUGUUGGUGCAGAGUUCUGACUUUGGCCCAACGUUUGAGUCCCUCCCAAGCUUCUGUUGUUGGCCUUUUGCAGAUGCAGACAAGCUGCCUUUCAUGGCCAUGCUGCGGAAUCUGCGUAACAUCUUGCGGACCGGGGUCAGCGAUCGACACCACAUGCGACUGUUGAAGCGCCUGGAGGACAAGGUGAGGCCCUCGUACAGAUUUUAUUUUUUAACAGCAGUUUAGGAAGGUGCUCAGGGGAUUUGUCUUUCUAACCUGGGAUUAUGGGGUUAAACUCUCCAGGUUCUUUCCUAAAGAAAGGUCACUUGCUACCUGAAUCUCAAGCUUCUCAUCCCUUUUCUGCCACGUUUCUAGGCAUAGGUAUGUGCUUUAGAGCUCCGUGUCUGAGUGCUGUUUUGUUUUUUUUUGCCUUGGCACUUUGACCAUUCUUGUGUUGCAACAAGAGUAUGGAUUCCAUUUGCACCUAUGGAAGAAAUGUUGAAGUAUUUUUUGGGGGGGGAGGAACUAUUGGCACAACAGCAAAAUCUGCCCCUGAUGAAGGACAGCCAUAAUUUUCAGUACUUCGGUUGUAAUAGCAACUUUAAUGCGCAGUGCAUUGAUUUAACCCCCGUUACCCUUGCUUCUCCUGUUGACGUUUUUCUGCCCCUCCCAGGAAUCCGUCAUUCGCAGCAGGCAGCUCCCUUUCCGGUUCCUUUCAGCCUUCAAGGUCCUGAAAGAUCUGGAAAAUGAACUCAGAGAGGCGGGUAAGGCCUGCAUACCACCCAAGUUGCACUAGAGGGCAUUUUUGAAAGGCACCAGUGAGAAUUGGUUAGAAAACAGGGGUGAGGAUCCUUGGGCCUGGAACUACAUGUGGCCCUCCAGGCCUCUCUGUAUGGCCCUCAGGGACUCUCUCCAGGCCACACCCACCAGCAGCUCUGUCCCACACUCGCCUUGAGUGCAUUUGCCUGACUGGAAUGUGACCUUAGGCUAUGCUGGUACCUCUUGCCUUGCCCAGGAGUGUAUGUGUUUGUGUGCGUAAACCUGACUUCUGCAUUGCUGUCAUGUUGCCUACAGUACAAAAGUAAUGGUCCUUUCCAUUGCUCCUCCCACUUCUGCCUCUGCCACCAGGGGCCACUGGCAUGUAGGCCCUGUAACAGGGCAGUCCAGCUUUGCAUACCAAGCUGUCCACAACAGUACUUUGGCACGGAACCCAUGGCCUACACAAUGCCUUGUUGCACUUGUGGGGUGGGUGGGAGAAAGCGAGCCCAAAAGCCAGCUAUUGUGCUGGCUUCCCAGAGCUGGAUAAGUGAGGCACCGGACUCUGCUAGGACCCUGUCAGAGCCCUCACGCCUCCUUCCCAAAGCCUAGCGGCUUGCUUACCUAGCUUCGGGAAGGCAGUGCAAGGGUUGGGUGUGUGUGAAAUGUUGCUGAGGGCCGCCAAUGAAGUACUCAAGGCUGCAUGUGGCCCUUGGGCUGUGUAUUGGACUGUCCCUAAGCCUGAAUAAGGCUUCCCCAAUGGACUGCAAGAAGAUCAAACCUCUCCAUUCUGAAGGAAAUCAGCCCUGAGUGCUCACUGGAAGGACAGAUCGUGAAGCUGAGGCUCCAAUACUUUGGCCACCUCAUGAGAAGAGAAGACUCCCUGGAAAAGACCCUGAUGUUGGGAAAGAUGGAGGGCACAAGGAGAAGGGGAUGACAGAGGACGAGAUGGUUGGAUAGUGAUCUUGAAGCUACCAGCAUGAGUUUGACCAAACUGCGGGAGGCAGUGGCGUGCUCUGGUCCAUGGGGUCACGAAGAGUCGGACACGACUAAACGACUAAACAACAACACCCUAGAUAUGAAAUGCAUUCUAUCACUGAUGGCCUCAGGUGUCGGUGAUCUGACUGCGGCACAAGGAAAAUAGCAGAGAGGGAAGGUUGAUGGUGAGGGGGACUUCUAUGAAAGUGAGAACAGCAGAAGGGAUUGAUGAAGGAGUUUGGCUGAGUGACUUUCAAGGCACCUGUGUGGGGUGGGUGAGUUAGUAUGACAGCAAGGGCAGCUAGGUUUUCUGUAGGUUGUACAAAUUUGCAGCAGCCUUUGAAGGGAGUGGGUGGGCUGGAAGUUGCUGGCUGGGAUAAACACCUUACCAGCCCUCUCUCUUUCCCUACAGAGACCCCCUUCCCUAGCAACAAAGACAUCAUCCUCAAGAUCAUACAGCGACAUGGGCUGAACAUCUCCUAUGGGAGGUCAUCGCUAUCUUGGACACGGCGAAGCCUGCGUGGGUGUCUGGAGAUCCCCGUUAUCUUCAGUAUGGUGAAGCGCGAGAAGAGGAAACUCCUGAAGGCCAGGUAGCGAUGGGGCUGGCUGUGUGGUGAGAAGUGAGAGGCGGACUGUUCACGUCAGAAGUGCAGGGAAGUAAGAGGGGAAGUAUGUGCUUCCACAAGGAGGCUAAAAGUCACUCUUGCCCUGCAUCCUGUUCGGCCAACAGCAGCCAAUCAAAUGCUUCUGAGAUGCUUGGAGGCGGGGCCUUCUGUCUCCAGCCUCUUUGACCCAGAGAUGCAUUGCAAUGGAAUAUGGGAGUUUCAUUUUUAGCUAGGAACAGGAUUAGACAAAUCCUGGAGGGGGAUAAUGCUAUGUUAGUCCCUUCACUGUUGGAGGAAGUAUACCUCUGGAUAGCAGUUGCUGGGAAUUACAGGAGGGGAGAGUGGUUUUGUGUGUGGGUGGCACAGUGGUCUAAACCACUGAGCUUCUUGGGCUUGCUGAUCGGAAGGUCGGCGGUUCAAAUCCCCGUGAUGGGGUGAGCUCCCAUUGCUCUGUCCCAGCUCCUGCCAACCUAGCAGUUCGAAAGCACACCAGUGCAAGUAGGUAAAUAGGUACUGCUGCGGCAGGAAGGUAAACAGCAUUUCUGUGCCCUCUGGUUUCCGUCAUGGUGUUCUGUUGUGCCAGAAGCGGUUUAGUCAUGCUGGCCACAUGACCUGGAAAGCUGCCUGUGGACAAAUGUCGGCUCCCUUGGCCUGAAAGUGAGAUGAGCGCCGCAACCCCAUAGUCGCCUUUGACUGGACUUAACCAUCCAGUGGGCAUCUGGUCAGCCACAGUGAGAACAGGAUGCUGGAAUAGAUGUGGAUGUGAGGUCUGAUAUAGCGGGGUACUUGGAGUGAAGAGCACUGUGGCAUAGCUAUUGUCUUUUUUUUGUUAAUAGACACAUUCAAGGUUGUUUAUAUAGUUCACUUACUUGUUUAAAUAGAAGAAACACUACAUCUCACUUUGCUGCAAAACACUACAGGGGAAGCUUCCAUCAUUGCAGCGGUGGCUCAGGUGUUGACUGGCAUGUGUGUGUUCAUUUGUUUAUCUGUCUUCCUUUACAGGGAGAUUCGCUGCAGCCACGCUCUCCUGCAACGCUACCAGGAGGCUCUGGAGAAAGCAAUCCACAUUGCCGUUCGGCACAAUCUGCCCCCCAUCCCUGGCCGCACCCUCAUCCUGAUAAGAAACUCAGACAUGUCUCAGCCCUACGUGAAGGCCCAGGGUCUCUGCUGUCCCAGCACCAAUGGGCAGGAUGACAUUGGACGGGCCUCCCUCCCCCUUACGGUUUGUUCAUCUUAAAAGCAACCUUUCUGUUUUCCCUUUCCUGUUGACUUGUUCCAUAAUAGGAACUGCAUUAGGGCAACUGGGACACUUCCUUCCCAACCUUGCUUGGCCCCCACCUGCCUAUUUCCUUUCUUAAAACCAGCCCAGAGGGUGUCCCUGGCUGCCAUCUUCCUCCUGAGUUCUCUGUAUUGCCCUCGUAGAACUCAGGAGGGGAGGGAAAACCUUUAACUAGUUGAUUCUGCUUGUCAUUGGCUUCGGAUCCACUGAUUAUUAUUAAUUCAUUUGUAUGCUGCUUUCAUACCAAAUGGCUUCUAAAGCAGUUUACAAAUGUAAAAUCAAUCCUACAACCCAUACCUGAUUCAAAUGCAUAAUACCAAUUCAUCAGAGCAUUAAAACAUCUUUAGUUUAAAAUGUGUAAAUGAACUAGUUUAAAAGCAUGACAAAUUGGGUAAAACAAUAAGAAAUCCUAAGUUCGGGCAACUGCUUGGCUGAACAGGUGUCUCUUCAGGAGCCUGCGGGAUGCCAAUACUGAUGGGGCUUCUCGUACUUCAGCUUCUUUCCCUAUUAAUAUGACAACAGCCCUGCCCUGCCAACCCCCCCCCCCCCCGGUACUACCAGCUUUCCAGCAAAAUGUACCAGUUGUUUUCAGGAACUGUAUGUUUGAUUAAUUUAAUCUUCAACUAUUUAUUAUUUGUUUUAGUAUUUGUACCCCCUCUGUUUGACUUAAAAAUAAUUGCGGGUGGUGGCUUAUAACCUAAUUUUUAAAACAGUUGUAAACCUCAGUUGCUACAUUUUUUUUGUUGUUAAACGAUAAAAGAAAAUAAUAAUUAAAAAAUGAAACGCCCGCUGUACAGGAAAAGGUAAUGUUGGUUGAUGAGUAAUAAAAUUCUCUGGUCAGUGAAAGAGAAUUUUCAGGCCAAAAAACUUCUUAUUUUUCACACAACACCAGCUCAGAGGCCAGUUUCUGCAGCAAGAUGGUUCCUGCCAUUCCCUUAAUUUUAAAACCUGUGUCUGGAAGCUGCAAGAUUAUAACAUGUAAAACGGCCUCCUGAAAUUACUUCCUGGCAAAUCCACUGGCGAUUUGAGCUUGCCUCUGGCAGAUAUAAUUAUAUCUAGGAUAAUUGAGGGUUGCUUCCAGACUGCAGCUGCUUUUAGGUGGGAUUCAGUCACGUGCCAAUACCAGCAAUUAAAGUAGAUUUGGAGUGUUGCAGACGUGCUUCGCUCCCCUCCCCCCACCCCAAAAUCCUUGUGUGACAAGGGAAGUGUGGAAUAAGUGCUUCUUAGUUGUUUGACACGACGUCGUCUAAACUCCCCAGAAGCAAAUAAGUUUGGAUGCUCAGUGAACAGAUCACCUGGAAGCGGCUUGGCUUUUUCCACACUAGAGCCAAACGAAUAUUGGGCAUGUCAAGGCGACUGCUUCUCCAGCCAUAAGGGAGGCCUUCAAAGGGACUAGAGCUUUGCAUAUAUAUUUUUAAAGGAAAGACUUACUGUCUCUCCUCCAGAAGCUGGACGUGGCCAUGCUGUUGGGUUCCAUGGUGCAUUUUGCGUCGGAGGAAGCCCAGAUUCUCUUCAGCUACGAAGGACAAGAAUUCAGGCCUGCUGCCAUGACGGGCUCUGUGCUGACGGAUGUGCAAGCUCUGCGAGAUUUGGUAAGACCUGGAAUUGGGGUCUGUGUGGGGUUCGUUUUCCUGGUCCAAGGGUGUGGCUUCCCAAGGCAGGCUUAAUCCUCUUCCUUCCCCCAGGUCCUGAAUCAUAACAGAUGAGGAAGAUAGGAAACUGAGUCAGCCCAUUGAUCCACCUGCUGAUUGGCAGAUAAAAGUUCAUAAAGUGUCCUCUCUUACCCCUUCUGGGGGAGCCCAGGGUGGAACCUGGGACCUUCUGUAUGCCAAGCAUGUGUUCUGCCACUGAGCUGCAACUGCCUCAUGCUAAAUAGAAUUAAGCAAAUCAUAAUAUGGGAGAGAAUCGGUCACAUCUCCUUACCCCUUUCUGUACUUACCUGGCAUUUUCAGUUUCUUAAGGGGAUGUUCUUUAUGAACUUCGCAUCCCAGAUCACAAGGGAUAAAUUUAAAAUGGAGCUGAGUUGUGAGCUUGCAAAGAGGAAGUGUUCCAUUUUUUUAAAAAAAGGAGGGAUGGCAAACCAUAGGCCCCUGUCACAGCCUCCCUUUUUUGUUUUGUUUCCCCACCCCCGGGCAAAAUGCCACCACUUAGCAUAGCACCUGAACGUUUAAAAAAGAAAAAAUAGAUGCAAAUUAGCUGAGAAAGAGGACUGUCUCUCUCCGUGUGUGUGUGUGUGUGUGUGUGUGUGUGUGUGUGUGCAUGCACCUGGGUUUUUAUUUUUUGUUCUGGACACGACUGCUUUCGUGCCGCGUGUGGAAGGUUGGCCAAGGGUGACCCUCUGACCCAACCAAAAGUUUAGUCAACUUCCCUCUCUCCCCCCCUCUCUCCCCACCUUUCUUCUCCCCCUACUUUGUACUGUAUACAGCAUCUUAAGCAUUACAGCAUUAUUCAAUAUCUCACACUGAAUGUAACUGAUCUGUAGAAGCUCUUAUGACCUGAAAAUAAAGACAAUGCACAUACUUUUUAAUAAAACUAUUUUUUCAGCAACAAAAAACAUGCACAGGAGCCCUCAAAAAACACUCCGUCUGUGCUGGUUUUGCAAUGUAUGUUUUUAUUGCCGCCCCCCCCCCCCCAUUAUACAACAUCAUGGGAGUUUGUGCUUGCAGUAUUUCCUGUGAGUCUUUUUCAGUUGGGUUUCCCUUUUCUCACAAGGAAGGCUUGCCUGCUGCUUCUAGGUGCAACAGGCCUUGCCUCAGGAACCCAAGAAGCAACUCUUAACACUGAGCCCCAGACCAUUGUUCCAUCUAGCUUAGGUUGUCCACAGUAGUGACUGGCAACAGCUCUCCAGGAUUUCAGAUGGGGAGGCGGGGGGGGUGUCUCUCCCAGCCCUACCCAGAGAUGCUGAGGCUUGAAUCUGGGGCUUUCUGCACCCACCCAUUGUGCCUGUUUUGUUUGCUUCCACUUCUAGGAUGCAUACUACAACUAUGAAGAGGAUCACAGAGCCAGAGAUGUCAUCAUGGACCUCAUUGCUCGCCGCCAAAAGGUGAGUCUCUGGGCUUGCACUGUGGAUGAAUUAAUUGACUACAACCUCUUUAUUUGGGUGGCUACCUUAAGAAUGAAAGGAAGGCGUUAGCUAAUUGAUUUGAAUUUGAACACGACUCAGCAGAGCAGUCCUUCAUUUCCUUUUUAAGUGGUACGUAUAUCUGUUACAGGGAUGCAGGUGGCGCUGUGGGUUAAACCACUGAGCCUAGGACUUGCCGAUCAGAAGGUUGGCGGUUCGAAUCCCCGUGACGGGGUGAGCUCCCGUUGCUCGGUCCCUGCUCCUGCCAACCUAGCAGUUCGAAAGCACGUCAAAGUGCAAGUAGAUAAAUAGAUACCGCUCCGGUGGAAGGUAAACGGCGUUUCCGUGCGCUGCUCUGGUUCGCCAGAAGCGGCUUAGUCAUGCUGGCCACAUGACCUGGAAGCUGUACGCCGGCUCCCUCUGCCAAUAAAGCGAGAUGACCGCCGCAACCCCAGAGUUGGCCAUGACUGGACCUAAUGGUCAGGGGUCCCUUUACCUUCACCUAUAUCUGUUACAGCAAACAGUGUUGGAAUUCGUUUAUUUCAAUUGCGUAUAUGCAGCCUUUCAGAGCAAAAAUCUCUGAAAGGUGACUCACAUUGAAACCAUAAUGCACAGUAUCUCUUCCAGGCAACAAUACAAAGCUUUUAGUAUUGCCAACAAAUGAAUCUUCUUGGAUGGAGCCUGUCAUUUGCAAUUUUUAUAAUGUAUAUAAUAAAACAUGCUGCCCGCUUUAACAACGGGUGCUUUUUAAAUGGUUGCGUCUGAAGCUACCUUGUACCACACCAGACAUUAGUGUGUGCUUUUAGUGCCAGGUGAAGACCCAUUUAUUCACCUAGGCAUUUGGGAUCCUCUUCAUAUCAGGACUUAUAUUUUUCUCUGUGGGUUUAAAAAAGCGUUACACUUCCAUUUAUUGAUCAAAUUUAUAUCCUUCCUUCGAAAGGAGCCCCUUUUGGGCUUUGUUUUUGCAUUUUAAAGCUCUGCUUUAUUCUUCUGUCACUUGUUAUGUGCCCAGAGAACUAUGUUGUUGGGCAGCCUGUAUAAAUGGGAGGAGGUGGGUAUCCAAAGAUUUAUGAACAGUGCUGAGAGGGCAACCCACCUCUGACUUAAGGAAUGAUGCUGUCAAACAGCAACAGCAACUGCCCUUGUGCAGUGAGCCUCCCCAAGGCUGUCCUCUUUUGGAAGCAGCGUGCUGGGCUGUAGAAUGAUGACCCUUUGGGCAGUGACACCGAGGGGGUGGUGCCCUGAUGCAAUGAACCAUAGACAAUACUCUUCUAGGAUAGUGUUAGCAGAUCUGUGCAUCUCCUUUGGCAACAGAGAGCCUCAGUGUGGCGUCCCAACUCCUCCGAGCUUUCCAUGGUUUUGCAGAGCGCAGCUGCUGAAUGAUUUAAUUUCAGUUCACCAGUGAACGCUGCCGGUUGAUGGGGAAGGCCCUGUGGGGAUUAGCCAUGUGCUCAGGCAAUUUGCUUUGGGCUGCUGAUGGGGUUUCUGGUUUCCUACAAGUUCCUGACUCCUGCUUGCUUGCUUCUCACUUCUCCCAUGCCAGGUGGACAGAAUUCUUCUUCUGAGCGCUGAGCCCUACGUCCCGCUCCUUGGCUCUGCCCUUUGGCUGUAUCGCCACCAUGUGUCCCCCGACUGCCUCUUUGUCAAUGUCUGUGCGAAUGCAGCGUAAGUAGGGGAGAUAUUGCAGGGACUAGGAAAGCUGCCUUAUACUGCCUUAUACAUAGAAUCAAUUGUAGAUUGGAGGGGGGACGGACCCUAAGGAUCAUCUAGUUCAAUUCCCUCCCCCCCUCCAAUGCAGGAAUCUCAACAUGUGGUUCCCCCAUCCAUUUUGAAACCAUAACAUACCCUGCUUAGCUUUGGAAAUCUGCUUCAGCUAUUACCAUAUUUUUUGCUCUAUAAGACUCACUUUUUCCCUCCUAAAAAGUAAGGGAAAAUGUGUGUGCGUCUUAUGGAGCGAACGCAGGCUGCGCAGCUAUCCCAGAAGCCAGAACAGCAAGAAGGAUCGCUGCUUUCGCUGUGCAGCGAUCCCUCUUGCUGUUCUGGCUUCUGGGAUUCAGAUUAUUUUUCCCCCUUGUUUUUCUCCUCCAAAAACUAAGUGCGUCUUGUGGUCUGGUGCGUCUUAUAGAGUGAAAAAUACGGUAGUCUUUCCCAAUCCCAUCCACUUAAUCCAGUGCUCUUGGGAAGAGUGAUAGCAUCAUGUUCUUAAGUAAAUGUAUCCAAGUUCUUCAUGUACAUUACUGGCCAAUAGGAGCUUUCCCCCCCUAUAUCACUGUCUCUCCCCUGCCCCCCCCCGCCUUGGUAGAGAGAGCUACAACCCUUCUUUGAAGAUAAUUAUUAUAUAUUUAGUUUUCCCCCUGACGGGACUCAAGACAUCUUACAGGGACUGCUAAAAACAUAGAAAAAUCAGUCAUUUUUAAUUGUAUCAUUUCAUUCAGUCAAUCAAUCAAUCAAUCAAUCAGUCAUUUAGUUCUAUCACUGUUUAAUUGUAUCUCAAACUAUUUAUUAACUAAUGAAGUCAUUUAUUGAAAUACUUUCUGCCCUUAUGUAGUAGGCAGCUUCCCAUUAAUAUACCGUAUUUUUCCGUGUAUAACACGACCCCUAUUUCUGGGGGAAGAUUGCCCAGAGUUAUUGAGCUUUUUUUGGGGGGGAGAUUGCCCACAGUUGUUGAGCUUGGGGGGGCGGGAUUGCCGACAAUUGCUCACCCACCAAACCGCCACUGCCAAUCACACGCAUCCACGAAGCCAGUAGCCGACAUUCGCACGCCCGGUUGCCUCAGCAGCAGCAAAUCGCAAACAGACCUUGCCGCAGCCACCAUUCACCCCCUUAAACGCCACUGACAAUCUCCUGCUCGAGGCACCCACCAAUCGCCUGUCCCAUCCUUCACUAUCCAUGUAUAAGACGACCCCAAAUUUUUAGCAUUUUUUUCUAAUAAAAUAACCUCGUCUUAUACACGGAAAUAUACGGUACUUGCAUUUCCCACUUUUAUUUUUAUUUUUUAAAGCUCUGCCUGGGUUUGGAGCAUUAGAAAGAGUGGGGGGGGGGAGCAUGGGGGGUCUGGUGGAACACACCCCAUAAACUUUACUGAGUACUGUUCCUUCCCCUAUUCAAUUUUAGGAAUCCAAGUACUUCCGGUUCCAGGAAUGUUGUGAUAAGUGGGUUCAAUGAGCAAGUGCUCAGGUGAGUCUCAGAACUGAGCAAAUGCAGAGGAAAUGCUGGCUGGCAGGACACUAUUUACCAAUGUGUAUUUACUGGGAGAACUUCAGCCGUCUUUGUUCCUUUGGAUAGCUGAGGAUUAAUUCUGCAAAUGGUUGCUGAAAGCCAGAAAAUGAUUUUUUUAAAGUGUGCGUUUAUGAGCAUUGAAGGCUGGUGGCUACUAGCAGUUUGGCAUGCAGCCAGCCAUGGAAACAGAAACCUGAGAAGCACCUUGUUCAUUUUGGGUUUUGUUUUGCAUUUUGUGCUGGAUUAAUAACCCCUUUCUGUAUUUUGCAGGUUUAUGGCCGAAUGUGGCAACUCCCGGUUCCUCGAGCACGUUGGGAAGGCUGAUGAGCUCCAUGGCCUGCCCAAGAAGCGGAAGGCGGUGGCAGCUGAGGUGGAAACUGGGGUUGCCUCCUUGAUACCACCCCCCAAGAGCAGGUAACUGUGAACUGAGGUUUAUGUAUGGGUUGCCCUACAAGUGGAGCUUCGUAAAAUUUAUAUACUGCUUGAUUGUAAAAAAAACCAACAGCAACCUCAAAGCUGUUCACAGAAGGAAUAGCAGGUUAAAAACAACUAUUUAAAACAUCCAAAAAAAAUUAAAAUCAACUAUAAGUUAAAAUCCACAUUAAAUGCCAGUCCACAUUCUACAAACUGAACAGGCUAAACAAAAAUGUAUUUAGCAGGCAGCAAAAACAGUACAGUCAUACCUUGGUUUUCAAACAGCUUAGUUCUCAAAUGUUUUGGCUCCUGAACGCCACAAACCUGGAAGUGACUGUUCUGGUUCGUGAACUAUUUUUGGAAGCUGAACAUCCAGCAGGGCUUCCAUGGCUUCUAGUUGGCAGCAGGAGCUUCCUGCAGCCAAUCGGAAGCUGCGCCUUGGUUCCCGGAUGUUGUUGAAGUCAAAAGGACGUCCAGAAUGGAUUUUGUUCGCCUUCCAAGGUACGACUGUACAGUGAAGGUACCUGCCUGAUCAAAAUGGCCGAGUGGGCACUUGUGGUGCUUAGACCUCUCAGGGUUAUGACUCCUUUUGUAUCCUGAAUCAUUUCCCUCACAGGUGGCGCUCUGUCAAGAUUUUUGUCUCCUCCACCUUCCGGGACAUGCACGGCGAACGGGACCUGCUGAUCCGCUCCGUCUUCCCUGAGCUCCGAGCCCGGGCAGCCCAGUUCUGCCUGGCGAUAGAGGACAUCGACCUCCGCUGGGGGAUCACUGAGCACGAGAGCCAGCAGAACAAGUAUGAGGAGAGGAGGGGAAAGACCAGGGUUAUUUGAGGGUGCUCCAAACUUCCUCAGUUCUAAGUCAGCUUGUCUGAUAGUUGAAUUUUAGUUUAGCACAGCACCCUUUGACUACACUUGGAGAGUAGUAGCCUAGCUUACAGGGUAGAGUGCAGGCCACGUGGUACAUACACAGUUCUACUCCUCCAGUCCUUCUUUCCUUCUGCCUGAGGCGGCUGCAUCACUUUGCCUAAUGUUUGGGCCAGAGCCUGAUGCCCACCCCCAGUCUAAUGUCUGUAAUUUCUCUUGUGCAGUUGGGGGGAUCUUUUUGAAUUCGUUCUUUGGAAAAGUGAAAUGGGAAGCUACCUUAUACUGAGCCACACCUUUGGUCCUCUAGCUUAGUACUGCUUACACUGACUGGCAGAAGCUCUCCAGGGUUUGGGGCAGGAAGUCUCUCCCAGCCCUACCUGGAGAUGCCGGGGGUUGAACUUGGGACCUUCUGCACACAAAACCGGUGCCCUACCACUGGACUGUGGCCUUUCCCCUAUUGAUUGAGCGAAUAAAGAAAACACAGCAUCAAAAUUUUCUGUGCAUCGGAAGCAAGGCAGCAUGGGAGUUCUGUCAGAACACCAUGACCUGUUUUUCUUCCCUGUGUAACUAUCUCCUGUAAAUGCAUUUAGGAAGGUGGUGGUGGGAUUGGAGGUUCAGCAGACAGAUGUUCUAAAGGUUCAUUAUCUCUCUAGGCAGCUGGAGCUCUGCUUGUCAGAAGUCUGUCGGAGUCAGCUGUUCAUUGGGAUCCUUGGGGAGCGGUAUGGCCACGUCCCUACGGAGUAUUCCUUGCCAGAUGAAGCCCAUUUUGAGUGGGUGAGUGAAGAGACUGUGAGUUAGCCAGUUCUAGUGCUGCUCAGUAGCACUUAGGGCCCAGGAGGAAGCAUUCUUUCCCAAACAAAACGGGCACAGUCUGGUUAGCAGUUUUCUCCUUUUCAUACACAAGAUAGAAAUUUUGCUGCCUAUCCCAUGAAUAGCAUUCUGGUAUGUGCAUGUCUGUUCCUGAAGGGUUUUCCCAGCAUAGCUUACAGAACUCUGAAAAGAAUACACUCCCUAUUCUUAGCCUUGGAAUCUUAAAAAAGGCAUGGCACAGAAAGAAUACUAAUUGGGAGAGGGAGAAGGAACCACGUAUUUUUCCAUGUAUAAGACUAGGUUCCCCCCCUUAAAAAUGUCAAAAAUUAGGGGGUGUCUUAUACUCUGGGUCAUCUCCCCCCAUUUUCUUAAAUCUGAGUCCCCCCAAAUAGAGGGCGUCUUAUACAUGGGGGCAUCUUAUAGAUGGAAAAAUACAGUAAGUAAACUCUGGUAUCAAUUCUUAGUUUUCGAAUGACCGUAUGGAAUGGGAAUAGUAAGCAAGGAAGUGGCAAAAGAUGCUGAUCUCUCAUGGCGUGUCCCUGCUUCCCUCAUUCUGUUAGCAACCUUCUCAGUAUUCCCUAUCAAAGGGAAUACUGUCCAUGGAUAUAACAGAUUGCAGGAUAAAUAAUUUUUUUUAAAUGAAUUUGCUGCCCUAGGAGACUUAGGGUUGUUUCUAAUGCAGCUCUAUAUUAAAGUCACUUUGGGGGAUACUUGUACCACUGUGAAAAUGUUUUGCUCCAGUGGAACAUUGUCACACGAGAGAAUGCAUAGUAGUCAGGUGGCUGGUAACUUUGCAGAGCCUGUUGUUCGAUUAUUUCCUGCAAGCACAGCCGUUGCACAUUAGAACCCACCCUUGUGCUAGCAGGCAGAGAAUGUUGAAUCCAACUAAACUUCAAUGGGAAGGGGAAGAGGAUGUGAGGGAGAACUGACAUUAAAAGAGCAAGAAUGCAGUCAAAGAGAAGAUGACCUCAAAACGGCUCUUAGGAGUCCUUCAGGUUGCGUGUUGCAAAGAUUGUAUGUUGUCUCUGCAGGUGAAGUCUUACCCAGCGGGCCGCUCCAUCACUGAGCUGGAGGUGGUUCAGUUCCUGAACGGUUGUGAGAACCCUGCUGCACCAUCCAGGAGCUUCUUCUACCUCCGGCAGCCAGACUUUCUUGAGUAACGCAUUUUGUUUUAAAAUAUUUCCGUAUGCCUGUAAUGUAGUGUAGCUUAAUGUUUGUUUGUUUUUAAAUCGAUUAACCUGCCAUAACCUAUGAUAGUUACUGCACAAAAGCACCAUUAGUUUUGUUCUGCUUUAUAGCUCAGUCGGCAGAGCAUGAGACUCUUAAUCUCAGGGUCACGGGUUCGAGUUCCGUGUUGGGCAAAAGAUUCCUGCAUUGCAGAGCGGGUUGGACUAGAUGACCCUCGUGGUACUUUCCAACUCUGGUUAUUUGCUGAUCCCAAUGGAAAUUGCACUUGGUUUUGGUGCAACAUUUUCCAGAUGCCACGUUGGGCUGAAAUUUGGCAUUCUGGAGGAGAAUUGUGCAUCCUGAAGAUUCAUGUGUUUCUUUUGAGUAAAGUAAACCCGUCAGAUCUCUAGUCUUCUUUGUUAGCUGUAGACAAAAUGCUUUGAAUUGUGUGAGUAUCUGGUGAAACUGUAGGAUUGGGCUUGUGGAUGGGGCUGUGUUCCUUUGAUCCCUCCCUUUUAGAGAUGUGUAGACCUGUGGGGAAAGGGAUCAGAAAAAUCGGUGUGUGUGUGUAGUGGUUAAGAGCGGUAAGACUCGUAAUCUGGUGAACUGGGUUCGCGUCCCCACUCCUCCACAUGCAGCUGUUGGGUGACCUUGGGCUAAUCACACUUCUCUGAAGUCUCUCAGCCUCACUCACCUCACAGAGUGUGUGUUGUGGGGGAGGAAGGGAAAGGAGAUUGUUAGCUGCUUUGAGACUCCUUGGGGUAGUGAUAAAGCGGGAUAUCAAAUCCAAAUUCUUAUUCUUCUUCUUGGUAAGUUUUUGUGGGCCCCGCAGGCCUUCUCUACUUUGGGUACCAAGUUCAAAAUCUUCAUAACAGCCCUGCAAAGUAGGUUUGGGCGAGAGAUAGCAACUGGCUCAAGAGCAUUGUGGUUGAGUGGGGAUUUGAAUCCCAUGUUUCCCUGAUUGUGCUCUGUCUCCACUACAACACACAAGCUUUACAUCUGGCAUACAUUAUGGGCAUUAAAAACACAUUUGUUCAUGUGUGCAUACCAUUUUUAGUGCUUCUGCUGGGAGGCAAGGAGCUGUCCAGGGUCCUGAAGCUCCACUCCCUACAGAGUACAGUACUGUACUGUGACAACACCUCUGCUCCAAACAUACACUCUGGUUAUAGCUAUGCUGUUUGUGCUAGCCUCAGAGGAUUGCAACUCUAGUGAGAGGUGCUGAGAAUUUAAUUCAUUGGCCUCCUUGUGUCUCUUGGGUAUCUCUUCUUUUGCAUGUGCUUGUAGAAUCACAUUUUUUCAGUAUCCCUUGGUAUGCAACCAUGAUACGUAGAAGCAAAGCCACAAAACGGUUUGGAAAGAUGUUAAAUCUGAUUUGUAACAUGGCCUGAGAUUCCUCUAGCUGUAGGCCCACAAGAAGAGAGUGAAAGACAACUGAAAUAAUCGGGGUGACACAUUUCCCUUCCAUUGUAAAAUUAAAUAUACAGCGUGACUGUAGAAUUGCUGAUCACAAGCAACUCCCAUCAUAAAAGGGAGAUUGUUUAUUGCAAAGCAAACUGGAUUCCUGUCCAGUUCCUUUGAAGGAAGGGAUGACUCAGGAGGAACAAUGGAUUAUAGUCGUCAUCAUUAUCAUUUUGUUUGUAUGCCGCCUUUCCAUAGUUGCAACUACGCUCAAGGCGGCUUACAACAUGACAGGAUUUACAUAAUUACAAGAUUACAUAAUUACAAAUAUAGCAGAAGUCAUAAACAAUAAAACACAUCAGAUGGAAACAAUUUCCACGUAAAUCAUAAGAUCUAAAACUAAAGAUACAACAAUAAUACCAAUAACAGCAAGGAGCGCUCAACCCUCCAUACCCCCCCCCCAAUAAACAUAGUCGUACCUCGGAAGUCAAAUGGAAUCAGUUCCAGAAGUCCAUUUGACUUCCAAAGCGCAGCUUCUGGUUGGCUGCAGGAAGCUCCUGCAGCCAAUCAGAAGCCGCCAAAGUCCCAUUGGGCGGUCGGCUUCCAAAAUAAAGUUCAAAAGCCAGAACACGCACUUCCAAUUUUCAAUCAUUUGGGAGCCAAAACGUACGAGUUCCAGGGCGUUCAAGAACCAAGGUACGACUAUAUAUACAUAUGUGUAUAACUCGUAUCCAAACUUCUUGGUCGUCCAGCUUUGGAUUUUCAACCAAAACACCCAGGUUCUUUUGAAAACAUGCAUCUUGAAAGCAAAUCUCACAGAAUGUGGGUUUCCCUUUGAUUCAGAAUUGUGGUCUGUCGUAAUCUAGUGCCUCUUUGCUCCUCUGUCGCUCUUGGCAGCUCCGUGCCAGAAACGUGGAGGGCAGAUUUCGUGGCUGAGUCAGAGGAGGCCAAGCGCCGGCUUGGAGACCUGAAGGAGAGCAUUGAGAACCAUGGCAGCCUGGCUUCAUGUAGCAGGUGAUGGGAAAGUGGUAUUGGUGGGGGCAGUGAGAGAUCCCAUGACCCUUCCGCAAACGUCUUCACUAUCUGUGGUUCUCUCUUCUUCUGUUAUUUUAGAUAUGUUUGUCAAUGGGGCGGGGUAGCCCAGGGCAGGCCAUACGUCAAGGGGCUCGAGGAUUUCGGUGUCAAGGUCCUACAGGAUGUAUGGGAAUGCCUCCGGCGCCAGUUUAUAGAGGUAAGGCCUGAAAAAAGCAAAGACUGGGCAAGCGUGUUUGGGUUUUUUCUUAACGGACUUUUUGAGUGGAGGGAAGCUUGUUCCCAGCAGUUAUGUCUACAAGCAUCCUCUGUAACGGUGAGUUUAUGGAGUGGGACGAGUUCCCCAAUAUCCCCCUUCCCAACAUCAUCAACAACAUGCCCUCCAGCAAGAAAUAUAAUAUGUUUUGAUCUCAAGGUCGUGAGUUCCAGGUGAAAAGCUUCCUGCAUUGCAGGGGGAUGGACUAAAUGAGUAAAGAGAGAAAUGUAAUGGAGGCUUUUCAGAGGCACAGUGAAGAACAUCAACCACUCUUGCAAAUUUUUAUUUCAUUUUUUGAAACACUGCAGUUUGAAGCCACGGGUGUUUGUUUUUAAACUAAUCACCCUUGGGUGCCUGUCUGCCUUUCUCCUCAUUCCCAUCCCUGCUUUACCCCCCAGGGAGAUGGCUCCACUCUUGCCGAUGAUGAACCAGAAAAGGAGGAAGAAAUUGGCCUUCAAGACUCUUUCCAGGAGUUGCAGCAGAGGAGGUUUUGUGCCCGGGCAAAACUCGUCCAUGCUGUGGCUGCCCAGCUGCGUGGAGGAAAGCUCUGUAUUGUGAGCGGAGAGCCUGGCCAGGGGAAGACUGUCUUCCUGGUAAAUAAAGGAAGCGAGAUUUGGAGGUGGGAAGGCAUCACUAGAUGCUAACAGUGAACUCGAUUCUCAAAGUGUGUAGGUAGUCAGAACACCAUCCAUGCACCAAGAAGAUACAUUCACAGGGUUGGGGAAAUGCCUUGGUUUGAUGUAGUACAAAAAAAGAGUGUUUAAGAACAAUAAACCAAAAAAUGCUGAAGGGGAGGACCUCAAAAUGUCCUAACAAGACCUGAGCAUGUUCAUUGAAUGCUGGGUUGGGAAUGGAGUGGAGACUGGGUUGCUAGAGGAACUGGAACAGAACGGCCUAGCAAAGGCCGGCAGUCAGGCUGGCUAGAAACUGCUGGUGUGGUUAGCUACCUUUUAAAUUAAAUUAAAUUUUUGUUUAAUGCUCUUUUCAAGCAGCAGUAAAGCUUUCAUCAAAAGAGGGUCAGUGUUUAAGAGGGUUGGACUAGGACCUCACAGACCAGAGUUCAAAUCUUGCACUUGGCCCUGAAAGUUCACUGGGUUGACUUUGAGUCAGUCACCUCCCCUCUUUCCCUCUUCUCUUUCGGCCUAACCUCUACCUCACAGGGUUGUUGUGAGGAUAAAGUAGGGAGGAGAAAACCCAUGUUUAUCACCUUGAGCUGCUUGAAGGAAAGGCGAGAUAUAAAUAAAUUAAUAAACCUGAGAGCUGAGGGAAUAGUGACUUCUUCAACCCACGGAAAGCACAUAUUUGUCAUGACUAAGGUAUUUGAGGGCAGAAACUACUGGAAGUUUAUAGAAGAUUCAGGAAUGUACUGGAAGACUCUGGAAGGUUCACAUUGUUUUGACUAACUCAGGGUCACGUGGAGCCAAGAGAGAUAAAUUUCUGGGCUCAGCGAGCUGCUUUAUCUCUUUGCUCUCUUACUCUGCAUAUGCAUUGUAUGGAACGAAGUUUUUGCCUCAGUAAAGUUUUUCUUUUACUGUAGAUCUUUGACACUCUGCAUGGUUCCUUUUCAUUUACUGCGAGACACUGCUGUUUGUCAAUAUUAGCAUGGAAUAAAAGCUAGGAGAAUGAGUUAUGGGGUCAACACUGGCCAGGCCUGAUUUGGCUCGGCUUGGACCUGUUGCUGAAUCCUUCUCUUCUGCUGUCUUCCUUUUACCUCAGGCGGCCCUUUCCCAGGUGCUCAGAGCGAAGACCCCACUGCAGAAAGAAGACCCUGAUCCCAGUUACCACGUCGUGACCCACUUCACCCAAGCCCGGCCCGAUCAGGCCGAAGCCCAGGUCAUGUUGGGUCACCUGUGUGCCCAGCUGAGGAAAUUGCUGGUGCAUCCUCCAGCCCCACCCAAAAGCUACAGGUUAGCAUGGCGGCCAUUUUGAGGAGCCUGGUUUAUCAGGGGUGAUGUUGCUUCACCUGCAAGCUUCUGCGUAAGGGAAUAAGAGGGCUGCUCUGUUUCCUUUCAGGGGGCUGGUUGGCCAGUUUGACUCCCUCCUCCAUUCUGUGGCCCUGUCUUUGAAGCGACGCCAGUCUCUGGUGGUUUUGGUGGAUGGCGCUGACCUUACCUACACGGCCGGUGGGCAGCUGGUUUCUGAUUGGCUGCCUGAGGAGCUGCCCCAGGUGAGCUUUAUAGCUACCCUUACCUGUGUGUGAAUAUAGCGUGCAUCCUUUCCCACCAGCCACAUACAGAUGAUGGCCCAAAGUUCCCUUGCACCUGCUCUUUGCAUGAACCUUCUGUCUUUUCUCUGACUCUCCCUGCAGCGAGUUAGCCUUGUCCUCAGCGUCUCUGAGGAAUCUGUACUCCUUGGGUCUCUCAAGCGGCGGAAGGAUGCCUUCUCCAUUCCCCUUGGACCUCUGGACCCCCCUGACCGAGUUGCCAUGGUCCGCAAAGACUUGGCCUUGUAUGGCAAAAAGUUGGAGGAGUCGGCUUUCAACAACCAAGUAAAUGGAAAAAUGAAAUGUUGUGUUUGGGGGUUGAAUUAUUUGAUGGUGUGGUCUGGAAAGCUAUAAGUAAUCUGUGUAAAUUCUGGGACCUGGACUGUUCUGCACAAGUGCGGGAUUUAAAUAUCAGUUGUAGGAUUCCAUGCCCAGGGCUGUUCAGCCUUUUCCUUUUGCUUAAGUUACUAGUCCUCAUGGAACUGAAAACAUGUGGGCAAUUCCUGGUAUGAUUUUGGAAAGAAAUGCAUGUGUUGGGGUUAAAGAGAAGGAAGGAUGCUGUUCUAAUGAAAGUUUAUUGCUUGCUUGCUUUUCCCCAUGUAACAUGGGUAAAGCACAUGCAGAACUUUGCUCCUUGAACCGUGUUCACUCUUGAGCACCACCUAUAACCCAGUGCAGGUUCCAGAUCAGCUGCGAAGUGGUUGGUCUUUGCUUAUUGCUCCACCUGUGUUUCUUCUUGAUUAUUGAGAAAGAAGCAGGGAAAAAAGGAGUGGUUUUCCUGGGCUAUUCAGAGCCAGAGGAUGGCCUAGUAGUGGCUGGAGAACUACCGAGUCCUGGAUUCAAAUCCCGACCCUGCCAUGUAACUCUCUGGGUGACGUUGGGGCUAGCCACUGUCUCUCCUUGGCCUAACCUACCUCACGAGGAUGGUUGCGAGGAUAAAAGGGGGCUCCCUGGAGGGACGGUUGGGGUAGAACGCACUAAAAUGUUGUGCCCGUGCUUCUCCCCUUUCCCCCUCCAAUGAUCAAUACUCCAGUGAUUGGAAUGUAAAUGGGGAGCCUUUUUUAGAUUCAAGGGCCGCAUCACUACCUGGACAGUCUCCCGGGGGCCCACAUGCCACUGGUGGGCGGGGAAAGUGGGCGGAGCAACAUAUGUAAAUUUUACAUGUUGUAUAGUAGGCUGGUUCAUUCACACAAUCACAGGUUCCUUUCUGUAGGCAAACAAAGGACAUUACUGGAGUUGAAGCACACAUUUUAGCUAGGCAAAAACACCCAGAGGGGCUGGUGAAGGCCCCAAGGGAUAAAUAGAAAGGCUUGGGGUGCUGCUUUUGUGGGGGCUGGGGGCUGGGGCCUGAGGUUGUCCCCCUGCCCAAGUAGAGGAUGCUUUGAGACUCUUGAUUCUGCCUGUUUCCCUACAGAUGCGGCUGGUGCUCCUGAAGCGAGACUCCCGGCAACCUUUGUACCUGACCCUGCUGACUCAGGACCUGCGGCUCUUUGCCCUGUAUGAGAAGGUGAGGCAGCUGUUGAGACGGAUCAUGGGUUGGGGAGGAGGAGGAGGAGCGACAAGGCAUCGCAUGGCUCCAGACCUCAAGGGUCUUUCUGCACAGUUGGAUCAUAUGUUUCUUCUCCUUCCCCCUCCUCCCCCCUUAUCCACAAGCUCUCGGAGAGGAUCCAGAAACUGCCUGUGUCACUUCCUUUGCUGCUUCAGCACCUGCUGGGCUGCCUGGAGCAAGAUCACGGGGAGGAGAUGGUUUCUGUUGCCCUCGUGUGUCUCUGGGCCAGCAGAGACGGUAAGUCCCACGCGAGGGGGAAAUUCAACGGUGACAUUGGGCACAGGCCAGAGGCUAAUGGGCCUGUGAGGGCCACACCAGAUAUCCUCCCCGUGGUGCCAUUUGUGAUUAUUUGUGUUUGUGAUGGUCUCUGGGUGAUUGUCUGCUUUCGAUAAUUCCUCUACCUGUAAAUAUUUCAGGGAAGACACAUUGCUUUGUUUCCACUCUGAAAUCCUUCCAACUUUUCAAAUACCACAGAUGUGACAGGGGAGAGGGUGGGUUAUUGUGCUUCUGUUGCACUAUAGCACAAGAGAGUACCCCUCUAGACUUCAGCAAUGGAUUCACCCUCGCCAUCAUUUGGCUGGGUUGUCCCUGCCAUUCUGGACAGCUUCCAAUGCAUAAUAAUAAUAAAACCUAUAACGUUAAAAACUUCCUGAUACAGGGCUGCCUUUGGAUCUCUUCUAAAGGUUGCAUAGUUUUUUGUCUCCUCAACCUCUGAUGGGAGGGCGUUCCACAGGGUGGGCACCACUACCCAGAAGGCCCUCUGCCUGGUUCCCUGUAACUUCACUUCUCACAGUGAGGGAACCACCAGAAGGCCCUCAGAGCUGGACCUCAGUGUCGAGGCUUGGGAAGCAAUGUAGAAUGACAAACAAAAGCAGGAUGAUGUUUGGACAGUCUGGCGUAAAUCACCACUAAUGCACUAUUAUCAGCAAAAUCCACCCGUAAAACACACACACACACACACACACACACACACACACCAGUCUGCAGGGUCCUACUGUGAUGUAUCUGAGGCAGAGAUGGCCAGUGUUUCUGAUUAUAUUUAUCUGAUGGCCUGCCUUCCAGUUAAAUGGUUCUUAGAGUAGCUUACAGGUUACUUUGUCCUCUGGUUGUUGCAUGGGGCCAGGUCAUGUUUCUCUUCAGCUCUACAACCCCAGAGCAGGCAACUUCCAGUUGGAUCUGAGUGUUCCUUCUAAUGCAGGAAUAUGCAGCUGUCUCAUACAGGGAUCGAACUUGCAACCUUGGCAUUACCAGCACCAUGCUUUAACCAACUGAGCUAUUCAGGUUCCAGUGGCACUUGAUCUACAUCAGGCCAGUUGUUGGGGGACGCUGGGAAUCAUAGGCCUGGAGGGCGCAGAUUCCCCCGCCCCUGGGCCUACUCUUAGAUAGAUGACUGUGGUCGUGACCCUCUGCAGGUCUAAUGGAGCGAGAUCUCUACACCAUCCUUGCUGACUUGAAGGACCUGAAUGGGACUGACUUCACCAUGGAACACGCCAUCUGUGUCGAAAGACAAGCCAGGAGCCAUCCCAUGGCCCCCUUCUUUGACUUCCUGCGGAGCCUGAGGGGGUGAGUAGUGAUAUUAAAUUCCCCAGAAUAAUCUUUUGGAGAAUAUUUUCGAGAAAUGGAUGCUUCUUUGAGGGGUGGGGUAUAUAAAUCAUCAUCAUCAUCAAUAAUUUAUUAUUAUUAUUACUAUUAUUAUUCCUGUCAUUGGGGAGUUGAGACUCGGGCUCCCAUCCUUGGCCCUGGGUGGAGAAUACUAUCCAAGCACAUUUAGGUAGUUUUUGAGAGCAAAAAAUCCUGGCUUUGUUUUUGGGGAGCACUGGGUUUAUCACUCUCUGCUGUUACCCCACAGCUUGCUUGGGGCAUGUGGCUCCCCCGCAGGGCCUUCAGGCUCUCGGCUGCAUCUCUCCAGCGCCCCCUUGAGGAUGGCAGUAGAACGGCGCUAUCUGAAGAAUUCAGGCUUGGACUACACAGCUCAUAUGCUCUUGGCAGGUAACCCUUCUCACCUUUUUGGUACUAUGGAAUUAUUGGUCUUUGGCUGUUUCUUUCUUUUUUUAAUCAGCGGGUUGAAAUGAGCCACCUUUCAGCAGACCUUGGUAGUACUCCAACCAAUCUCUAGGUCGCAGCCGGCUCAAUAGGUCAGCAAGGGGUGUUGCAGUUCAGCCAAGUGGCCUGUAGUGGGCGCUAACAGAGAAGUUGUCUCGGAUCUCUUUUUUUCUUACAGCUCAUUGGUGGAAACUGGUAGGCUUGGACGAUUCCUGGAACCAGAACUGUGAGGCAGAGGCCUUGAUGGCCCUCCCCUAUCACAUGGUAAGUGAUGACUCUGCUAGCCAUUGACGACGGGGGAACUAGGAGGCCAUGUUGAAUAAUAUUGAGAUUGGAGAAGCCAGUAUAAGUUGCAUUUUCAGCUGAAUUUAGGGAAGCCACUUGAAGCAUCGGUUGUUGAGCUAUCUCAUUGAUUCUUUUGUUUGAUUUGCUCAUUGCAAACAGCUCAAAGUCUGUAAAUAUUGAUAAUAAACCUGAUUUGCAAUGGGAGUUGAAUAAUUUUGAUUGCAACUGUAGAUCUCAAGAUUGGGGUGGGGUGGGAUGGAGAGACUUGAGAAUAGAGCUGUUGUAUGGAGGUGUGGAUCUGAACUGUAUCCUUCAGCGAAAUGAACAUCCUCCCAUUUAUUUAUCAAAAUUAUUUGUAUGCCACCCUCUUGCAAAACCUGAGAGUGGUGUGCGGCAACAUAAACCCUUUAAAAGCAAUAAUUGAUCUCCAUUGUGGAAGGAAUUUUGAUCCUCAACCUACCUAUUCCAGUCACCCAGUCUUUUUAAAUGCAGUUAUUAUUAGCUUAGUGCCUAGAACUGUCAAGAAAAUUUUUGAGAUCUGCAGAUGCCUUCUUAAACCACAACUCUCUCGUCCAUUAGGCCCAAAGUGAAAACUUUGAAGUGCUGGGUUCUCUGCUGACGGACCUGAGCUUUGUGAGCGCUCACGUCCGGCUGGGUCUCCUCCACAGCCUCUCUGAGGCCUACGCACUCUAUGGUGAGCCACUGAUGCCCCCUAGUGGCUGGAAUUGGGGUAGCAGUUCAUAACGUGCCAUUGUCCCCUGUUGGAUUAAAGGUUUGGAGAUUAAGCUGCUCUCUUCCUGACCGAGAUGAGAAAUUUGCAGGCUGGGUAUUGGCAAAGCUGCUCCUGGGCUGGGCCAAAAUGUAAGGCAGCACUGCGGAAACGCGAAGGGUCGUUUCAGGUCAAAUGGGCAUACUGAGAUUUGAAUUCAUCCAGUCCGCCUCCAUUGAAAAAGGAUUCUUUGGCCUUUUCAGAGACUGCGUCUGACUUGGAGGUCGAUGAGACUGUGAGGACCUUCCGGGCCUUCCUGCAAAGAAACAUGAGGCUGCUUUCCCAGAAUCCUCUGCUGCUUCUGCAGCAGGCAGCCAACGAACCGCACGGCUCGUCGCUGUGUGUUCAGGCUAUGAAUGAGCUCAUUGAAAACGGGAGGCCUAUCCUGAAAUGGGCUAACAAGCCCCAGGAAGCUCAGAAGACAAACAGGUAAUUCUGCAAAGUAUUUGCUGUAUUUCAUCUUUUCCUUUUUCUGUAAGACUCAUGGAUCUUGUUUGGAUUCUCCCUCUCACACUCCCCCCCCCCACCUCUGUUGCCCAACAGCCUUGUCCUGAGCCUGCCUGCCACUCCUUCUUGUGUCUCCAUUGCCCCUUCUGGAAAGCUGGCUGCUGUGGGCACUGCUGAUGGAAUCCUGCACCUCCUGGAUGUAGAGACUGGGCAGGUAAAAACCUGGUUUGAUGUGUCCCACUUAAUAGCACCCCCUCACAUAACACACACCAAGUAACUGCCAGGCCUAAAUUGCCGCUUUGCGGAGAACCUAAAAACCACUGGUCCAUCUUGUCUGCACUUGAUGGGCUGCAGUUAUUCAGGGCUUCAGACAGUGGCAUAGCCAGCCAGGGGAUGCUGGGCCCUUCUGCAUUUUCUACCUGUGAGCCCAGGAGCUUGAUUGACGUGUGUGUGUGUGUGUGUGUGUGUGUGUGUGUGUGUGAUGGUUUACAAAGACUGUUCUGAAGUUCUGACGUGCCCCACAUCCCUUCCCCAAAUACCUAGGAACUGAAGUCCUUGCUGAGUGCUUGUGAUGGGAUCUCAGCCUGUGAGUUCUUGUCGGAGGUAACGGUCUGCCUCGGGGCCUUCAAUGGACGCUUGGAGCUGUGGAGCCUGAGGGAAGGGUGCAGGUAAGCCUGUCCAAAAUGGUGGUCUGAGACGGCUCCAUAGCACAGAUGGUGAUAGCUGUUCGUUGUUUACCUGUGAGGCAAAAUGAGCAGCGAUGGUCUGACAUGAGGUUGGCCAGAGGGAAAUGUCUCCCAUGGAUCUGUAGUGCUGGAACGGCAGGCAGGGCACGCAGAUUUAGAUGUUCCUGACAAGGAUCUGGCAGUCCACGUGCCAAUUAAUGGCAGACCCAGGAACAACGUACGUUGCAAGUUUCUUCCCUCAUGACGUGUGUUUUUCUUUCCGUUAUCAACAUCCAGGUGGUGUUUAAAAACAUUCCUGGUCACCCAAGGAUUUGAUGUUGAGAAUAAUAAUAAUAAUAAUAAUAAUUGAUUAUUUAUACCCCGCCCAUCAGGCUGGGUUUCCCCAGCCACUCUGGGCAGCUCCCAACAGAAUAUUAAAAACAUAAGACAUCAAACAUUAAAAACUUCCCUAAACAGGACUGCCUGCGUCAGUGUCUCCGACACAGAGAGAGAACGAAAGCAACAGCAAACAUAAACAUCCUGUGAACAGGAAAAUACGCAGACUCUGUGACUCACAGCCUGCUCCCUUUUAAGGUGGAAUGGAAAUAUCCUAACAUCGAGGUGUCUAUUUCCUUGACAUCUGGUGGGAGGGCUUUCCCCAAGGUGGGCACCACUACCGAGAAGGCCCUCUGCCUGGUUCCCUGUAACCUCACUUCUUGCAGUGAGGGAACUGACGGAAGGCCCUUGGAGCUGGACCUCAGUGUCCGGGCAGAACGAUGGGGGUGGAGAUGCUCCUUCAGGAGCAGCUGAGGCUGUUUAAAAUGUAUUUAUUUUUAUUUAUUCAUUCAUUAGAGUGGGAUAGAAAUUUUGAGGAGAGCAUUCCUGGGUCAGGCCGAGUCCAGCAUCCUGUUCUCCACAUUGACCAAAUAGAUGCAUGGCUCUGGGAAGUUUGCAAGCAAGACCUGAGGAUAAUCGAAUCCAAAAUGGCUGCUGUAGCUAAUUUGCUAAUUCUUAAUUUUUCCAGUAUCUUCCAUCCUGCUUCUUGCUUAAUAUUGCUUGACUAGCUCAGCUGGGUGCCAGCUUUAAGUGACAUGUUCUUCUUUUCGUUUUGCUCGCGGGGUGUUUAGGCUCAUGGGCACAGAUUCCCAUAAGACCCAGAUCACGGGUUGCUGCACCAACGCUGGCUGCAAGCUGCUCGCGACUGUCUCCCUGGAUGGCCACCUCAAGGUAUUUGCUCUCUUCCAAACUUUUCUUUCCAACUUGUUUCUGUCCCAGCUUUGAGGGGGAUGACGGCCAUUUUGACAAAGGCCACAUGCUAGAGCACUGGUUUGAAAAGUUGAAGAAUUCUGGAAACUGUAGUUUAAGAGUGCUGAGAGUUGUUAGGAGACCCCUAUACACCUCACAGAGCUACAAUUUCCAGAAUCCCCUGGGAAGGUGGAUUGAUUGAUAAACCACUCUGGGGAUUAUAGCUCUACCAGCAGUUUACUUGCAUUAUCAAGGUAUUGGGGGGGGGGCAAAUUCUUUCAUGUGGAAGUAAUUACAGAACGCUUCCUUAAAGGAACGGGGAAAAUUUAUGGAUUGGCAAUAGUGACACAUUUAUUUUUUAACAGGGAAGGAAUCCUUUUACGAUGCAGUAGCAAUAGCACUUGUUUGUAAUUUUCUUUUUCAGCUCUGGGAAUCUACUCAUGGUCAGCUGACACAUGAACGAGACUGCUUGUGUCCUUUGAACUGUGUGGCCUUUCACCCCGAGGGUCAAUUGGUCGCCACCGGAGGGUGGGACAGAACUGUCACCGUCCUGGAUGCUAAUGAGAUGAGUGUGACCUCGGUGAGGAAGGGGGAAAUAUUCUAAAUAUUGUUGGUUAGGGGUGGGUUAAAGAGAUCAAGACAAUGAAAACAGAGGCAGCUUUCAGAUUUAGUCUAUUUCAGAGAUGGGAGAAUCUGUGAUCUUCAGAUGUUGCAGAACUCCUAUUAGCAAAGUCAUUUAAAUAACACAGCUGGAGUCUGGAGAGAAAAGUCCUGAUAACACUUGACUGAGGAAAAUGAACAAAGCAGCAUAUAAUUUGAGAAACAGAAAAUAGGGAGACAUUCAGCCAAAUAUACAGGGGAAAACUCUCUCAGAACUACACAGCCAAUCAGAGCAUGUGCUACCUCACUAGAAAUCAUGCCAGUCUGCUAAGUCUCCUCCGUACCUGGUUAGCUGUCUUAUUGAUAACAGAAUUAACCUUUAAGUUACAAAUUGAAGCAUCCCUGCUGUUUCACUUCUGACAACCACAACUCCCCUGAUUGCCUCUGCUGGCAGAAGGGGCAGAUGAGAGUUGCACUCCAGCCACAUCUGCUGAGUCACAGGUUCCCCAUCUUGAUGCACCUCCUACAGAACGGAGCAGCUUUUUUGACUCCUGUUUCCCCUUACAGGUGAUGAAAGGCCACGAUGCCUCCAUCCAUUCCAUUUCCUUCUCCUCGGCUGGAAAUGUUUUGGCAGCAGGAACCCUGAUGGGAUCUGUCCAUCUCUGGUCGUGGCAGGAGGCUGUUGUCUUGAAAACAUUCUCAAGUCACUCGGGUUGUGUCUCCGUUGCUCUGUUCCUCCCAGGGGGCGAACUGCUCACAGCAGGAGAAGAUUGCAAGGUGGUAUUAUUACUAAUAAUAAUAAUACUGUAUUGAUUGGGAAUGGGUGGAAUGUUGGGAAGAAGUAUAUGGAGAGUUGGGUGUAUCCUUUCCAGAAUCUUGGGAAUUGUAGCUCCAUGGCGUGGUCACUCCUAACAAACUACAGUUCUCAGGAUACUUCAGGGGGGCAGCAGGGAAGCUAUGACUGUUCAUACAAGGUGUGACCGGAAAGUUCGGUGAAUGGUCACAGAAAUCGGACAGCGAGAAAUAUUCAAACGUACAUUCAGCAUUGGAAACCCACAAAAUGCUCACAAUUGUGCAUGAAGAUGAAGCUGUAACUUGAAAGGCAGUGUGUGAGUGGUUUAAGCAUUUCUGUGAAGGGCGGCAAACCAUCGAAGAUGACCCCCGGUCUGGCAGACCGUCGACGAGCAGAACGUAGGCAAACUUCGACAGAGUUCGUGAGUUAUUGAUGUGGGAUCGGCGUUUGUCUGUUCAAAUGAUGGCGGAAGAAUUGUAUAUUCUGUGUGAAAUCAUUACUGAGGUUACUGAGUUGUCCCACCCUCCAUAUUCUCCCCAUCUGGCCCCACCAGAUUUCUUUUCCCCCAAAACUGAAAUCUGCACUGAAAGGGCACAGAUUUUCCAACAUUUCACAUGUCCAAAGUGCUGUGACAAGGGAACUGAAAGCAGUACGAAAAGAGGACUUCUCCAGAAGCUUUCAACAGUUCUACGGACGUUGUCAAUGAAGCAUUGUAUCAGAGGGGGCCUACAUUGAAGGCCUGUAAGGCAUGUACAUUUGAAUAUUUCUCGCUGUCCGAUUUCUGUGACCAUUCACCGAAUUUUCCGGUCACACCUUGUAGAAUCACAGAAUUACAGAGUUGGAAGGGACCCCUGAAGUGUUUAAGUGGGAUAAUAGUGCUUUAAACAGUGUGGAUGCGGCCACUGAAGAGAGAGUGUGUGUUAACAUUGCAGGAGGGAUCGCUUCUCAGUAUGACGUGUGCAUGUCUUUGUGCCUAGCAUAACUGACUUUGUGCGUUCUGAGUUGCAGGUCCAGCUUUGGGCAGGUCACCAGGGGCAACUGUGGAGUACCUUGCGGUCAGGAGUCUCCUCCCCAGCUCUGUGCACUGCAGCCAAUCCCGAUUGCAGCCGCUUGGCUGUGGGGCACCAUUCGGGAGACCUCAAGGUCUUCAUACAUCUUUGGCGUACGUUUUGCAUUUGUCUCCUUAAGCCAUUUGAAUCCUCGACGAAACCCUGCGGCCUCCCAUAUGUUGUUGGAUUUCCGCUCCCAUCAGCCUUGGCAAGAGCAGCCCGGUGGUCAGGGAAUAUGGGAGGUGCAGUCCAGCAACAUCUGAAGGGCACCAUAUUGGCUGUUCCUGGUGUUAAUAAUAAUAAUGAUGAUGUAUAUGCUGCCCAUCUUACUUGGUUCCCCAGUAAGAAUUGCUACCCAGGUGCAAUUCUAUCCUGGAGGACUAGUCUUCAGCGCUCCCAAGUUCUUCCAUUUUAUUUCUUUCUCUCUUAGACACUCCACUGACCCACUGUGCUGCAACGGGGGUUGCUUUCUGUAGCCUGGCCUGGCUGGACAGCCUCCACCUGGUUGGGGGCAGCAGCGACGGGUCCCUGUACGUCACAAACACCUCCCAGUUCAGCCGCCUUUGCCUCCAUAAGCUGCAAGGCCACAAAGGAGCCGUGACAGGCCUCGCCGUCUUCGAGAAGCUGGUGGCGUCGGUGUCAGGUGAUUUAGAGAAGAAGCCCCUGGUGGGAGGCGUUACGUUGCUUGCCUUUCUCCAUCCUUGCCUCUCCUUAGGUCUUCAGCCAGAAGCUGUGGAUGAAAGGAAGGGAGAGUUUGGGCUGGAUAAUGCAGGGGUUGAUUUAGACGACCUAAGUAGCUUCUCUUUUGCCUUGCAAACUGCAUGACAGUGGAAAGAGAGAGGGAAGCUUGUAGUAAGAGGCAGAGCUGAUGCGGGCUUUGGGCUUAGGCUCCAGUUAUCAUGUGGGCCCAUUGUGUCCCCCCCCCCGUGUGAAAAACCUUGGCGAUCCACUUUCAGUCAUUGCAGGACUACAUUGAGUUUAGAUGGACCCAAUACAGUGGUACCUCGCAAGACGAAUGCCUCGCAAGACGGAAAACUCGCAAAACGAAAGGGUUUUUGGUUUUUUGAGUUGCUUUGCAAGACGAUUUUCCCUAUGGGCUUGCUUCGCAAGACGGAAACAUCUUGCAAGUUUGUUUCCUUUUUCUUAAAACCGUUAAUACAGUUGCGACUUGACUUCGAGGAGCAACUCAUAGCACAUGGUGUGGUAGCCUUUUUUGAGGUUUCUGAAGACUUUGGUGAUUUUUGAAGCUUUUCCAAAACUUUUCCGACACCGUGCUUCGCAAGACGAAAAAAACCGCAAGACGAAAAAAUUAAUUUCGUCUUGCGAGGCACCACUGUACUCUUGAUAAGAGCUUCUUAUCUUCCUCCAAUUCCUUCCUUCCUUUUUUUCCCUCUCCCUCUCCCUCUCCUGUUGUAUUCUGGCUAUACCAGCCUACUCGAGAACUGCUUGUGUUGAGAUUUUUCCAGAGCCUAGGAAGUGAUUGGUGCCUCAGGGAUGGGUGCCCCUCCCUGGCUUGCUUCUGCACUUUCUAGAGUAGGCCUUCAAAAAGUUGGCUUUCUUUGCUGGCCCAGUGACUUGGCUGGUCAUGAAAGUGGACCAACUUCUAUCGGAGCAACUAGGGCCCUGCAUUGUCAAAGUCUGUGGGGAGAGCAAAGGCCAGAGACCUAGACGGAAGCAGCUUGCUGCAGUCGCCAUGUUGUUAGGGGUGUCCAUGGCAAAGGAGAAACUGGCUGCACAGCCCUGUCUUCCAUCUGGGUCAGUGAGGACUGAGUAGAGUCCCGAGGGUCAGACAUAGAGGACUGGAGGCCUCCCCUCGUGAUCCCUCAGUCUGAGGCCACCAUUCUUUCACCAGAAUUUCCCCCCUCAUAUUCUUUUUCUCUUUUCUAGAGGAUUUCACUGUCCAGCUGUGGCUUUCAGAGACUCUGAGACCAACAGAUCCUGCUGCAGAUGCUGACAUCCUGCCCCUUGCUGUCCUCCGGGGUCACACCGGGGGGGUUACAUGCUGCGCCUUCAGCCUUGACGGCCGCUACCUUGCCACGGGAGGCAAAGACCGGGUGAGUAAGGCAGCCUUGUCUCAAGGACAGGGCUCUUCCGCAAGGCCCACAGAGCUUCCUUGAUCUUCCCCUCGCAAAGCAUACCUCCGAAUAGAUGUUGAUAUGCGCUCAAAGCAAUUGUGUGGCUCAGCUGGUCCAACUAAUAUCUCAUUCGGCAAGCCUGUGCACCAAACGAGAUGCCCCAGAAACCUUUGCAGGAUACUUCUUGGCAGAGGAGAUGCUGUGGCAGAGGCAGGAAACCCUUUUAAGCCUAAGGGGGGUCACAUUGCCUCCGAGGCAACUUUUUGAGGGCCACAUGCCAGAGAUAGAAGUGAGCAGAGCAACAGAUGUGAAUUUUGCCUCUUGUGCAGUGGGCAAGUGUCUGUACCCAUGCACCCCGCUCCUUCCUACAUCCAGUCCGGCAAGCGGCACUGUCAGAGUUCAGUGACACACAUUCCAGUCAGGCAAAAAUACUCAAGGGAGGGUAUAGAGCAGAGACAUGGAGUGGGCAUGGCCUGAGGAGAGUCCUGAGGGCCACACAGAAAAACCUAGAGGGCCGCAUUUGGCUUCCAAGCCAGAGGUUGGUCAUCCCUGUGAUAUGAAAAGGCAGAAAGGGGGGGGGGAUUACUGCUUUUGGAGGCGGAGCAGAGUAAGGAACAAGGUAAGAGACUGGUGUAAUGUUAACAAAAGGUAGGUUCUUAUUUUAUUUUUUUCACUGUGUUCUGUGUUUCAGGCGUUGUUUCUCUGGGAUGUCAGGGACCCCUCCCAGAAGACCCCUUCCCUCUGGCGCUCCAUGCUUUUCUGCCACCAGGACUGGAUCUCCUGCUGCGCCUGGGCAGGCCCCAUGUUGGUGAGUUUGGACGGCCACCGCACGGAGUAGGUGGGUAGGUGGGCUUUUCAUGCACGAAGAAUCCCAGAAAUGGAGGGGGGAGGACCAAAGAGAGCCAGCUUACGACCCUUCCCAAAGGUCAGGUCUAGGCACCCACCUAUUUAACCUAGCAGCUCUUUGCAGUAGCUCAUUCUGCAUGCAGUUGGCUCCUGCAUGCAAUGAGUGGGGAGGAAAGCUAGUGUUUGGGCACAAGGGAAGCUAACAAGCUGCUUUUGGGUUGUCUUGGACUCCCAGCUCUCAUCAGUUGCAGCCAGCAGGGCCAAUAGUGGACAUUUAUUAUUUGGAUUCAAAGGAUGGGAAAAGGCAGAAAUUUCAAUUCUGACCUGUAUUCAUCAUACUUGUCACCAUUUCCAUUACGAUGCAGUUUGGUUUCUGCUAAACACUACGUGUCUUCUGUUAAACAUAAAUUACAAAACUGUCUAUAUAACUUACGUAACUUACAUUUAUUUGAGUGUCAAAAUGAUGGCAAAAAGUCAUCAAUUACAUAUCCAUUGUGGACUUCCAAACAACGUGAAUGAAUCCCAUUUGACUCAUUUCUGUUCCUGACAACAGGCAGACAUGUGAAUUGCAGCAUUUGUUCACUUCCUUUUCUACGUUCCUCUGAAUUCUCUGGCAUCCCUAGGCCCCGGAGCAGGCACCAGUGAAGGGCCCUUGUCAGGGUGUUGGGAGGGUGGCAGCUGCCCCAAGGAUGCUAGGUGCUGAUACUGGCCUUGAUGUGUUUGGUACCCUGGUGAUAACUUGCCGGCUGAUUAAUUGGAACAUCUGAUUCCUCCUGUCAUCUUCCAAUGGGGAAACUGAGGUGGUUGGGAGUAUCACCCACAGCAGGUCUCCUAAAUCUAGCAGCCUCUGAUGUACAUCCCACCAUUUCUAACUUCCUGCCUGUCCUUUGCAUUGUUCCCCACACAGCUCACUGGCUCCAAUGACUGCACCGUCUGCCUCUGGGAUCCCAAAACUGGCCAGCGCCUCCAGGAAUUUCUGGGCCACCAAAGCCCAGUAUGCAGUGUCAUGAGUGAGGUAGGCAAUAGAAUCCUUCUGAGGCUUCGUCCUUCAUUUUCCUACCUUGGCCCUAGACGCUUUCCUGAAUUCUGCAAAGCACGCUACGUUGGGCUUUGCGGAUUCUAAAAUGAAGAGGCGGCAAGUCACAGAACAUCCUCUUCUUCAUCUGCCUGAAAUGGCACCUGAGGGGACAAACCAGAUGUCGCGUUAAAGACAUGUUUGCUUUUAAUGUGCAUAUUUUUCUGGGUGGGGCUGGAGGGAGUUGUACUCCAAAACCUCUGGGGAGCGCCAGGGUGGGUGAAGGCUGCAAAUAGCAACGGCGGUGGGUGGGAGAAAAACCUAUCUAGGUUGCCUUCUCUUCCCCUCCUGAAGAGAAUCCCUCCUUUUUUGGAAAAUGCCAUAUUUGCAUUGGGAGGAAAUCUCCCACAGAUACCAGCCGCCACAGCGAAUCCUUACAUUAAAAAGCAAAAACAAAGAAACACUGCUGUACAGGUUAAAUCAGAGCAUUGCAGAGUUGGAAGGCACCAGGAGCUGGUUUAUCUAGUGCAGCCCCUGUCAGUGCAGGAAUCUCUUGUCCAGCGUGGGCCUGAGAUAUCCCAGCUGAGUACAGAUACAUCUUACCAUCUUGCAUAGUUUGGCCUUGAGUGUCUUAUAGAUGCCGUUAAAAAAACCUCAGUGCUGUUCCCAGGUCCUCCCAGGUCCAUUCUAGUCUCCCCAACUCUAUUAUUGACCUUGUGUCUGUGGCCUAUCCUGCCUUGGCUCCCCUUUUUCAUCCUGGGUACCACAUUCCAUUCUGGGCAGGCUUCCUGGGGCCACAUGCCAGUGGUGAGUGGGGCCAGAGGCAAAAGUGGGUGGAGCAACAAAUGUAAAUGUUCCCCGCACAACGCCCCCUUCUCCAUCCAUGCAAGCAAGAAGCACUAUCAGAAUGCAAGGGCCUGUUCCAUCCAGGCAAAACCACUUGGGGCAGUGAAGUGAGGGGUGCGGCCUGCAGGGAGGAAUCCGACGGCCGGAUGCGGCCACUGGCCCUGAGGUUCCCCAUCCCUGCCUUAACUCUGUGCAUGGAACGCUUGUUGCAGUCGUCCUCUGGAUAAAUAUGCAUGGCCUUGGUUCAUCCCUUGCUGACUGCUACUCUUUCUGGUUCCUAUGACAGAAAGAACAUGUGUUCUCCGUGGGCAGGGAUGGGAUGCUGGUGGCGUGGAACCGACAGGGGCUGGAGAUGACUCGCUUCCUGGCUCACCCUGACCGGGCCAACCACUGUGCAGGCUUCAGCGAUCCACGUAAGAUACUUUAGCCACCACUUUUUGAAAAUCUGGGGAAGGGAAAUGAGCUCUGAAAUUCUGGUCUCCGUUACUUGACAGUAUGAUACAAAUGAAUCCAUGUGCAUAUUUGCAUUUAUUUUAGAUGAGGUUAAGGUUCACACGAAUAUGUACAAGUUUGAAUGCUCAAAUUGUUCACUGUCCAAGUAAGGUAUUGCAAGUAGCCCUUUCAAGACUGUAGAUAUGAGCUGUCUAGCAGAUUUUGAACUUGGUAAUGUAAGAAUACCAAGGUCUGACAGGGGGCUGUGGGUUGCUGAGGAGUUUGGCCUCUCUGAAGAAGCUUAGCUUAAUUACGUGACUGAAGACCUUUCUUUGGUUCCUGCAAAGUCACCUCCCCGUGAUAAAGUUGGCUGUUUUAUUUGCCAGUUAGAUGAGGAAGAUUUUAGUGAAUGUGGAAAUAAUAAUAAUUUUAUUAUUGGUCAGAUAUGAUUUUAUAAAUAGCCAGAAUUAAAGAAAACAUGUGAAAACAGAUUUUCAAAGUGGGGAAGUAUUGCCCUUAAAGUUGGGGAGUGAGGGGUAUUGUCACUUGGAACAGCUGACCUGCUUUUUGCCCUCUGCCCUACCUUCAUAAGCGUACUGUUAGUACAUUUCUUUCUUUUUUUUCUUUUCACAGGGGAAAAAGAGUUUAUUUUGGCUGCAGCCGGCGGUGAUGGCACAGUGAAACUUUGGAAGCCCCUGAAGGUAAGAGAUGGGGGGAAUAUGUGUGUGUGUGUGUGUGUGUGUAGAUUUAAUGUACUAAACUAACAUUUGCCAACCUUGUUCUCUCCAGAUGUUUUGACUACAACUCCCACCAGCCCCUAGCCAGUGCCCUGUGCUGUCUGAUGGGAGCUGUAGUCCAGAACAUCUGGAGAGAGCACCAGGUUGGCAAAGGCUGCCCUAAACAAAAAUGCCCUUGGAAAUUUGGCUGGUGAUUUGACAACUCAAAGACUCCGCAGUUACUUGUGUUAAGGGCAGCCUGUUAUCCAUAGUUGCCUAAUAAAUAUCUUAACGUUUACCUGUUAGGCUAUAUUCCCACCCACCCCAAAAAACAACCCACAACCUCUUGGCUACGCUUGUAAGGCUGGGCAAACCAGCCACAGCAGCAGUUUAAAUGUUUCCUAUAUCACCUCUUCUGAGGCUGUGUACCCAAUACACCUUUUAAAGCACAUUCCAAGCACACUCUUUCCCUCACAGUCUGGGCACAGUAGUUUACCCCUCACAGAGGGACAAGUCCCAGCAGCCCUUAAUAAACUACAGGGCCCAGAAUCCUCUGAGGGAAAGUGUGCUUGGCAUGUGCUUCAAAGGUACAGCUUGGGCACACCUUAGGCUUGUCUGCCUCUCACAAAUAGGGCAUGCAUGAGGGGAAAGUGACAAAAGUUGGCUCAACUUCAGAGCUGCUGGAACACUUACUGAGAACUCGGUUAGCAUAUGGCUUAAAGUCUUCUUACCUGAUGGAUCAACUUUUAGGUAUCAUUCUUGUUGGAUAGGAGCCAACCUGGUCUGCCCUGCACCUACACCAUAAUAAUCUCUCCCGCGUGGGCAACUCUUGGCACCUAGACCCAAGCCCUGUUCUGCCUCCCAGCUCCUUGCUCACUCGUUUCCUGUUUCCUCACAGCUGGCGGAACCUGACGUCUUCCCUGGCCACUGCGCUGCCAUCUGUGGGGCUGCUGCUUCCCCAGCAUCUUCCUCUUUCCUGACAAUAUCCAAAGACAACACAGUCCGAGUGUGGGCCGUCCCCAAGGAAAAGGGUUAGUAUCGGGGGGGGGGCUGCUCACAGCUUCCUGCUCUUCCUGCAUUUGUGGGUCAAACCAAAAGGUUGACUGGGUCAGAGGAGCCCAGUUGCUUGUGCUUUGCGUCCGUUACCAUCUGCCAUAUACCGAGGGAGGCCAUUGGUCCACCUAGCUCAGUAUUGUCUAUGUGCAUUGGCUCUGGGCUCUCCAGAAAUUCAGGCAGAUUCUUCCUAGCCCUCCUUGGCGAUUGAAACCGGGAGCCUUCUGCAUGCAAGCCAGUUAAACUUUCCCACUGAGCUUACAGGCCUCCCCACGCUUAAUGACCAAUUUGGGUGUGUUCAUUUGGUGUCAGCAUUUUGUGUCCACACAAUUAAACCAGCUGUGUUUGGAGUGGAGGGUGGAGAGAUUUCCAGCUGACCUCUCACGACGACACAUUGUGGCUCCACCCUUUCCCCUCACUGUGCACAUUAGGGUUGCAGAAACACCAUCCAUUUCAAGCACACAUCCCAAGAAUCCUGCGAACUACCCCCUCACAGAGCUACAAUUCCCAGUGCCCUUGACAAACUACGGUUCUCAGCAUUCUUGGGGAGAAGUUGCAUGUGUGCAUGUGACCAAAUACAUGUUUUAAAACUGCAAACUGGUUGGUCCCAGCUUAUCAUUUUCUUGCUGAGCCGUUUUCCCCCUUGCUCACCAGCAGGAGCCGCCAAAGACCUUCCCACUCACCAAGGUGCCGUCACGGCCUUGGCCUGGUCCCCCGAUGGGGACUUCGUUGCGUCUGGUGGGGAACACGGAGACCUGGUCCUCUGGCACAAAGCCAAGGCUGUGGAGAAAGUGAAGGUAAGCCCAAGGGCGCUGGACUCCCCAACAUCAUCUGAAGGGCCACAGCUUCCUCACCCCUCGCCUCUCCAGUGCCGGAAAGAAGGCUUGGAGGGAGAAGCCGCCACCUGGUGGCCAUAGAGUUGGAAUGGAUUCUUGAGGGUCAUUCAGUCCCAACCCCCUGCAGCGCAGGAAUCUUUUGUCCAUCGUGGAGCUAGAACCCACGGCUCCAAGAUUGAGAGUCUUGUGCUCUACCAACUGAGCUAUCCAAAUGCACCUUGGGCUUCGUCCGGCCCUUUGGUAUAGAAAACCGUUGCAUGAGUGGCUUCGCUUCUUUCACCAUCCAGGCUGGCCAGCGUUGCAUCAGUGCCUUAGCCUUCACUUCCACCCGCACCAUCCUUGUGGCAGCUGAUGGGAUCAGCCUCUGGUACAUAAGCAGGCAGCGCAAUGGAACCAUCAGGUAAGGUUGCACAAACCGUCCCAGGACUGCUGGGUCUCCAGUGUGAGCCACUUGUCCUGGGAGUGCCUGACUGCACAAUGGAGCUCUCAGCCCCAUAACCAAGAGAGAGCUCCUCCAGGCCUCUGCUUUUCCACAGCUGUGUCUCCACAGCAUGUCGCUGAUCCUGAGUUUUUUUUGUAUUCUUCUCUGUGUGUGUAUUUCUCCCUUUUCCCAUUGCACAGCUUGACCCGCAAGAAGUGCCUGCGCCAAGCAGAGGAGUCGUCUGCGCUCUGUGUGGGGGUGCUCAGGCCCAGCGGCCCCAUAGUCCUAGGGAUGGCCAGCGGAGACCUGCUGGUGCUGCAGCCUGGAGCUGAGAGCUUCCAGCAGAACCCGUGAGUUGGGAGAACAGUGGGCCUCGAGGGGCCAGGGGAAGACAUCUCUGGGUGGUGGAACAGUCUUACUUCCAUGGCUCCAGUGCUAAUCUUCUUCACCUCCAUCUCAGAUACACAGACAAAGUGUGGGAUAUCCAGCAGCACGUGAGCUUUGACAUAUCUGUGUCCGAGGAGGAGGAGGGGCAUAUCUUUCACAUCUGGGACUCCAUGCACAGCCCAACCUUGUUCAAGAUGGUGAGUGGCCAGUGAGUGGCCCAGGUGGGAAUCGCCACAGGAUUUGGCCAAUUGCUGAGCUCUGAGCCUGCCAGGCUGCAUCUACCUGCAUGUUGUUGUUGUUUAGUCGUUUAGUCAUGUCCGACUCUUUGUGACCCCGUGGACCAGAGCACGCCAGGCACUCCUGUCUUUCACUGCCACCCGCAGUUUGGUCAAACUCAUGCUGGUAGCUUCGAGAACACUAUCCAACCAUCUCGUCCUCUGUCAUCCCCUUCUCCUUGUGCCCUCCAUCUUUCCCAACAUCAGGGUCUUUUCCAGGGAGUCUUCUCUUCUCAUGAGGUGGCCAAAGUAUUAGUCUGAGCUUCAGGAUCUGUCCUUCCAGUGAGCACUCAGGGCUGAUUUCCUUCAGAAUGGAGAGGUUUGAUCUUCUUGCAGUCCAUGGGACUCUCAAGAGUCUCCUCCAGCACCAUAAUUCAAAAGCAUCAAUUCUUCGGUGAUCAGCUUUCUUUAUGGUCCAGCUCUCACUUCCAUACAUCACUACUGGGAAAACCAUAGCUUUAACAAUACGGACCUUUGUUGGCAAGGUGAUGUCUCUGCUUUUUAAGAUGCUGUCUACCUGCAUAACCCCCACUUAUGAUUGGUGGACUGAUUGCAUUGACAUCCCACUUUUUUCUCAAAGGGAGCUCAAGGUGACUUUCAUAGUUCUCCCCCCUUUCAUCCCCACAGCAACCCUGUGAACUAGGGGGAAGGGGCAAGGGGCUUGCCCAGGGAGCUCCAUGUGGGGGACUUGAGCCCAGGUUUUCCAAGUCCUAGCCUAGCGGAAACUAUGUACAAAGUCUCCUGAUCCCUGAGCCCAGGGGUAGUAUCAGCUCAGAAAGCAGCUCCUUUGGUGGCUUUAAGCAAGCAUAUAUGUGUCUCUGUGUGCAGGCCUCAGGCCUGGGGGUGGGGGGGUGGGCAAAUGUGGCUCUGCAGGCCUCCCCCGAUUGCUCAUCCCACAUCUGAGCUUUCCCGCUACCCACCCUCAUUCCAGGUACUUCCGGUGAUGCCUGGUUUUUGCAGGAAUUGUUCCACCAGGCUGUCCAGUCCAAAAGGAGAUCCUGCAGCUCGGUUGCCGUUGUGGCAUGGUUGCCUCAGUUGUUCUGUGAUGUUGUGCCCUUGGUCUGACCAGCUCAGAACUCCCAAGGCAGGUGGGACGUGGGUCUUCUGCCAGGAGAGGCCUGCUAAUUUCUUGAGUUGCCCUUUCCUCACCAGAGCCGUCUUCUGUUUGUUCCUUUAGAGGGUAACCGAAUCUGGGAAGUUAGAGGACACAGACGCCCUGGAGAAGAUACCAUGGGUACCCAAAAGGCCCUCUGUUUGGGUCACUGCUGCCCGGCAGGUCAAAGGUGAGGCCAAGACCAGGUUCCUGCUUAUCCCAGUCUCACUUUUAUAUUUUUUUGAGAGAGACUUUUGCUGAAGCAAAAUGUCACUCUUGUGCUCAGAACCUUCUUGUUGCUUAAUGUUGUGCAGACAUACUUGAAACUCUGGGGGCGUCCCCGGCUUGGCAACCCCAGAGGAGCCCGUGUUGACGGCCUGCCUCUGGAAUGAAAUCACAUUUAAUGGGCUUAAAACAUUUGAUAUCUAAGAUUCCAACGAGGUGCAAUGAUUUUGUAGGUUGUAACUGGGUGGAGAUUGGCACAGUGUAGGGGUAGCCGAAGGUCACGCUCCCCAAAACUCCAGACUGCAAUUCCCAUAGGCCUCAGCAAGCAUGGAAGUUGUAGUCAAAUGAGAUCUGGCAGGCACCCUAUUGGCUACUCCAGCAUAGAAUAUGAAAAGCCCUGUAAAAGACAGCAGAAAUCAGCUUGCAUUAGAAAGGUGGAUGCGUAAGUGGUAGAUUUUGGAUAUGGGCUUGUGGGCACCUGGUUGGCUACUCUGAGAACAGAAUGCUGGACUAUAGGCCUGAUCUAGCAGAGCUCCAGCUGAUUUGAAAGGAGUGGAGUUAGAAUUGGAGGGAGAGAUGCACUCUUAAUUCUGGCUUUUCCAUUGGCACAGGUAAACUCCUCUUAUGCGCAGACUCUGAAGGAUGCCUCUGGACUCAGACCCAGCAGACUGAGGAGAGAGUGGAUAAAUGGAAGCCUGAUGGCUGGCAGAGGAAAAAGGCAAGUCCUAGGGAUGGGGGGAGAAGAUAGGAUGAAUGGAGACCCACCUGCGCCUGAAUCAUCAGCCUGAGCAGCAAGCGGGAUGCCUCCCGGGUGCAAUUUUGAGUCACGUGCCCGGGAUUUUGAGCCCUUGCCUACCUCUGGGGCCUGAUCCAGUUUGGAGAUGCUUCCAUAGAGUUCACUUGCAGUGCAUCCACAUCUAGGGGAACUGCAGUUUUGUAAAGGAAGGUCGUUUUAGGUCUCUUAGCAGGAAAAUCUAAGCUUCCUCGACAAGCCUACAAUGCCCAAGGUUAUGCAGUGUAAACCAAAAGAGCAGAAGUUGCUUACAAAACGAUCUUAGGUUUGUGGCAUGGAUGCACUUUUGUUGUUCUGCGGGAGCAGGAAAAUACUGCCUUGUGGGGAACAGUGAAAAAGUCCACUGAAAUUUGGACCCCAAACCAGACUCUUACUUUACAUUCUAUUUCCUAAUGAGAUGAAAUUGCCGUGAGUGCAUUACAUACAUUCAUCAUGCUGCAUUUAGACUGGCUUGUUUUUAAAAUGUGAACCACUUUGAGCACAGAUACAUUUUAGUAAAUGCAGUGUAAUAGUAGACUGUGAGUAUGCAAAGUGACUUUAAAUAUGCUCUUGGGGCUUGAGAACUGGGACUUCCUUAAUUGGCCUGAAUCCUCAGGGUCACAGAGAGGGUGGGGUAAGGCAGUGUGAUCUCUCUCUCGCUCUCCCUGUGGCCCCAAGGAAGCACUUUCCAAGACCUAGCAGACUUUAAAAACUCUUCUGCGUCUGUUGUUACUAGAUUCACAGUGACAAAAUCACAGCCCUGCAUGUCCUCGGAGACAGGAUUGUAACAGCAUCACAUGACCGAGAUGUGAAGAUUUGGGAUGGCAACACUAUGAAACUGGUGAGUAACUUCACACUCCCCUUCCUCUCCCUGUGGGGCAUUUCUUACAUAAGGGUCCUGGGAGUUGUAGCUCUGUGAAUGGUUAACCUACAGUUCCCAGGAUUCUUUUGCGGUAGGGAAUCAUGUCUUUUAUGCCUUAGUGGUGGUGUUUUUCAACAUGACUGUAAAUCUGCUUCAGGAUGUAAAUAAAGCACUAUAUAUAUGAAUUCAACAAACCUAACCUCUUCCCCAUCUUUCAUUUCUGUAUGCAAAGCUUUUCUUCUAACCCUUCCUUGUUCUCUAUCCUGUUUCCUUUACACAGCUGGGCCAGUUCCGAUGCCACGGGCCAGUUUCACAGCUCCAGCCUUGGACCGAUGCAGACUCCACCCUUUUUCUCUACGCGGGUGACACUCUGGGCAACAUUUAUUCCUUGGAGUGGGGCUCCGUCUCUGCUUGAGGGACGUGGCUUUCGGGGGAGAGCUCCUGCCAGCAGCCUCUUAAGCCUGGCACUUAUCAUUUCCAGACAUGAAUGCAGCUGUUUUGCUGCUACCUCCUCAGCCUUGCCCCUACCCUCUCAGCAGCUGGAAUCUGCAGAUCCCGCAUGGCUUCUUCGUUGAUGUGGAGGCCGUGGUUCUGUCGCAGCCUAUGCUUGCUUAGCAACUGUAGGCCACAGAAUUCAGAUACCAUGUGAGGAACCACCUUAGAAACCUGGCUGGAGUCUGGGGUUGAGCCAAUCAAGCUUUGUAGCUCACCUCUACCUAACCACAGAGGUGAAAGACAAGUUUCAGAAGGGCUAAAUCUAUUGUGUGUACAGAUUUCCCCUGCGCCCCCUUUGCCUUCAAAAUACUGUGAUGACAAAUUUGCAACCACUGAUGCCUUCUGUAUAGUGUUUUUAUUUUGCUAAUGUGCCUUCCCUUAUUUUACAAGUCAAUUAAGAAAUAAAAUGGAGCAAUGUCAAC
This is a messenger RNA of Podarcis lilfordi (Lilford's wall lizard), 52330 nucleotides long. Lineage: Eukaryota; Metazoa; Chordata; Lepidosauria; Squamata; Lacertidae. The record is from the annotation of a GenBank genome assembly.